Pelobates cultripes (western spadefoot toad) is the source of this 50377-nucleotide messenger RNA. Lineage: Eukaryota; Metazoa; Chordata; Amphibia; Anura; Pelobatidae. The record is from the annotation of a GenBank genome assembly.
AUGCUGGCACAGCUCCAUUCCCGACCCUUAGAUGCCGGUCAUUUUCUGGGGCAUAGCCGGAAGGAUUCCCGACCCUUAGAUGCCGGUCCUUUUGUGGGGCAUAGCAGGAAGGAUUCUCUCAAGCUGGUAAGUGAUGGAUAUUCAUUUACACAAGGAAACAGUUAAAUAUCUGGGAGUCAAAAGCGCCAUUUACUGAGAUAACAUCCUGGCACCUUCAAGGUUCCCCGACUAUAUUUAUUUUUAUAAAAGCCAUUUCUUUCCGUAUUAUCAUUACAGUUUUUUGAAUCCCAUUUCCUGUUUUUAUCCAUCUUUGGUUUCAAAUAUUGCAUAUCUAUGUGAACAUUGUGUCUGUGCAGAGAAUGGCCUAAUGAUAAAUCUUGCCUCAUACUUUGCAACAACAGAGAUUGCUUAGAAAGGGCAAUUGUGGCGCAGAGUUCUAAUUCUGGAUCAGUCACCAUGGAAACCAAUGAAUUGUUGUGGUUAUUUGCUCUACUUUUAGAACGUUACCCCUGAAUUGCUCUUUAUAUUUAAACCCCAUAUUUGUUUACUAAACUCUCCCUUGGAUGCUUCACUGUAGUACAGCGUUAAUACCCUCCUCCUAAGCACAGUUUGUCAUUUGUAUCUAAUUUGGCUGUUCUACUCAUGUUCUCCAAUUGAAAUCAAGCACGAUUAUUGCUUCCAUUUUUAGAAUAUAUGGGAGCUGUUCACUUUUGUAUAGCACACCCUCAAUGGCUUCCACUAAAUGAAUGGAAGCACUGAGUCCAUUAAUCUCACCACUCUAGUGAUUAGAGUGUCAGUCGUGCCUUGGCGCUCCCGCAUUGUAAGUAAUCAAACAAUUUAAAAAUUAUUUGACUUCUUACCUGGGAUCCACUGAGUGCCGUUUCACUCCUCCUUUACUGCUCACUGAGUAUUAGAAGCCAGAGGUGCAGGGUUUAGCUCAUUGCCUGAGAGUGAUCAGCUGACAAUAGGUUAAAGGGAUUGAUUUUUUUUUUUUAAAUAACUUUUUUUUGCAGAGAAAUGUUUCCUUUGAAAUACACCCAAAAUCCCAGAAACAAAAGAAAUCCAGGGAGAAGAGAGAUAUCAUGGGAUUCGAGGUCUGUAAAUCUUUACACUGGCAGAACUGGGAGCUGGGGAAAGAAAACAUCAAAAUUCUCACCCUGAAAAAUGUCAAAUUAAAAACACAGAAGGUUACGUUCAGGUGAGUAGCAAGUAGUGAUAAAUAGAACCACAAAAAGUGAUCUAUUUUAAAGAUAAUAUUGUUAUUGAGAUGCCCUUUUUUUGCUUUGUGAAAUCUCCAUGGUUAAGUCACCCUAUCACCUGGAGAGGGUCUUUGCAUUUUUUGCAGAAACUUCCAACCCAACUUGUUCUAUUCUGUGGUGGCAGCUGAGGGGAGAAUAAAAGGUGUACAAACUUACAUAAAGCACAAGCGUACAAAACAAAGAUCAGAGGACAGUGGGCCCAACUUAGAUCUUCUUGUGCAUUCGCGAUGUGACGCUGUACGAAUCUAUUGUGCAUUGUGUCUAGAUGCCUGUUACCAUGAAAGAAAAAGUGAACUCAAUAUCAACUCAGGGUGUCCCUUUAAAGAAGCCAAUUAUGUCUGCAACGGUGUCCACAUAUUGUGUAGGAGUGAGGUAGAGACAUGUGUUACUAAAUAUAAUUAAUAAUUCUCUCUAUUAUUCAUACAGUGCUCCAAGCACCCCUUUCUUCAGCACACUGUUUCCUCAGCCUCUCACAUUAAUGCAAGGAACAUCGUUCUCUCUCCCUAUCACUUUCAGACCACUGGAAAAGGUAAGAUUGGCACAAGUGAUCAUUUCUUGCAAGGGGUUUAAAGGGUUACUCUAAGUACUACAACCACUUCAGCUUUGCAGCAUUUCACAAUGAAACUCUGGUGUUAUAGUAUAUGCAGCAAUUCCUAUCAUCAUCUGUGAACUGCUAUUGGAGUUAAACUACUUAAAGGGACACUCCAGGCACCCAGACCACUUCUGCCCAUUGGAGUGGUCUGGGUGCCAACUCCCACUACCCUUAACCCUGCAACUGUAAAUAUUGCAGUUUUCAUAAACUGAAAUAUUGACAUUGCAGGGUUAACUCCUCCUCUAGUGGCUGUCUGCUAGACAGUCACUAGAGGGCACUUCUGGGUUUAUAGCGCAGAUUUUCUGUGCUAUAGCGUUGCUGGACGUCCUCACGCUAUGUGAGGACCUCCAGCGUCGCUGAAAUCCCCAUAGGAAAGCAUUGAAAGCAUUUUUCAAGGCUUUCCUAUGGGGAGAUCUAAUAAGCAUGCGUGCAUUGCCGCACAUGUGCAUUAGGUCUUCCCUGCCGCUGGCCGCGCAUUCGCAAUAGGUCUCCCCCGCCGGAUAACGUCGGCAGGGGAGGAGCAUGGGCGGACCCUGAACCAGCACAGAGGGACAUUGGCGCUGGAUAAAGGUAAGUCACUGAAGGGGUUUUCACCCCUUCAGCAACUUGGGAUGGGGGGUGGGAGGGAGAGGGGACCUGCAGUUCCAGGAAAACGGAUUGUUUUCCUGGCACUGGAGUGUCCCUUUAAUUACUUACUUGCGCAUCCGGAAUCUAUUUGGUAAGAGUUUCUUCCUUGCGUGAGAACUUCAUACAGGGAAACUUUCUAGGUAUGUUUUUUUAUUUGCAUUUACAGUUAAAAGAAAGGUAACAAAAUAAUCACUUUUGUAAUUUCUUAAAUAGAAAACGUAUUCUUGAUUCCAAAAGCAUUUCCCCCCCCCCCCAUUUAUGCUACCAAAGUUUAUUAUUUUAAUUUACGUUGUUGUGAAGGAGUUGUCUGACCAUGCCUAGCUCAGGAGAGCCAUUCAGCUUUUCCCGUGAGAGCUGUGGCAUAGGUACACGGCUCACCCCACGUAAGAUAUCAAUCCUUUCUAAAAUAGAUUCACUACUUACUUUGGCACUUCUGGGACUAUAACCACUAAAGCAAGUUCUCCUGACACCAUAACCCAGCCACUCCUGGUACCAUAACCACAACAACUAUUAUUUUGUCACUUGUUAAUUCACCCCAAUUUCCAGUAAAAUAAAUUACUUUCUAUUUUUUUACGCAUAAGUUUAUCCAGUAAUGGUUUUCUGUGUUAUUCUGCCAUCUUGUGGUAAUGGUGAGUAAUGUUUUGAAAAGUAAAAAAAUAACAAUUGACAUCAUAAAACCAUUGUAUUAUAUUUAAUGUAUAUUCUUUUCAAUUAUUUCUAACACAUAAUAGCGUGAUUAUGAAGAUUCUAUCGUCUUCGAGACAGAGGAAGGCAGUUUUUCAGUGUUACUCAGAGCUACUCUCCCAAGAAACAAGCUACUUUUCCCGGAGGAACUUACCCUUCCCACAUGUGCAGUCUAUCACUCUUCCGAGACAUCAUUUGUCCUACACAACUCAUGGUACAUGAUUUACUGUAAGACAAAGGAAUGAUUCCUUUUUAAAGCAUUGUAAUAAUUAAUGGAUUCUAAAUGUUUGUCUAAAUUCUAAUAUAUUUGGUUAGUGACCUGCCAACAUCGUUCAGAUGGGAAGUAUCAGAACCCUUUGUCCUGAGUCCAGCUAGUGGUGUACUGGACCCACGGUGCGAGACUAGAAUCAAUAUCCUGUUCCAACCACAGGUGGCGCUGGUGUACAGUGUGACAGCAAUAUGUCGAUUUGGAGUGAAUGAGGAAUAUGAGAAGAGCAUGCAGAUCACCUCCAUUGGUUAGUAGACAUUGUCCCUUUAAUUUACCAGUAGGCUUCUUGCUGUUUUCCAAGUGUUGAUUAAUAUAAACCUCACAAUCCUCCAUCAUUUAUUUAAUUAUUUAUAAAAUAUUUUACCAGGAUGGAUACAUUGAGAUUUCUCUUGAUUUCAAGUAUGUCCUGGGUCCACAAAACAUUGCACUGUUACAGUAGGAUACAAUAUUACAAAAAUACAAUAUACAAACAAUAUAUAUAUAUAAACAUACACAUAUAUAAAUUUAAAUAUUUGCUUUGGGAGUUUUAUACUAUUUUCAGCUCAAGAUCUGAUAAUUGUAUUCUGUUCAGUUAUCUAUCAGUAUUACGACAAUGAUCACUACAGCACAGUUUGACACUUGUCUGGGUUCUGUUGGCACCCAAACUGCUUCAGUUUUCUCAGGGUGUUAAAUAAGUAGCUGUAUUGAACAAUUCAACAUCUGAAUUCUCUAAUUCUAAAUAGACCAGAAACCGCAUGUUGGCACCUGACAGAAUGCCAGUAAGUGUCAAACAGGGCUAACAUUGUUUAAUGGGAUUGUACUAGGUAUGUAUUGUGCUUGAUGCUUUCCUUUAAUCUCUUCAUAGGGUCCCUUUCCAUAGUAAAUGUGAUGCUAUUAUCUUGUUCUCUAAUUUCCAAUAUAAUCACAUGUUUAACAUUCUUGUGUAUCCUGAUCUUGGUCUCAUUGUAGUAUUUCAAUAUUUUAUAGGUUUUUUUUUUUUUUUUUACUUCCCCAUUUUCUGUUAAUCUGAAAUUAAUAAAUAUCAGUUUUAUUGCUUGCUUAUAGUUACUUUUUAAUCUACCUAAUCCUUGAGCAUUUUUGUUUGUAAACUUGUUUUUUUUUUUUGCGGUAGGUAAAUACCCCCACCUAGUGGUGAGAUUUCCUGGGGACGCCGGUGGAGAGGAUGAAUCUGCCCUGCAGUUUGGUUCGGUUGCAGUGGGGGCAGUAAAGGAGAAACACAUUGAAAUACACAAUGUGUCAGAGGUAUGUUAUUCAGACAAUCUACAUUCAUCAUUUUACUUUUAUGUCAUUUUAGGACAAUGCGUAUCAUUAAAGUCAGUUUCACAGGUAUUCAAAGGGGAUUACUAGUAUUAACAUUUAAUAAAAAGCAACAACCUUUAUGUGGACUAUUCCUGAGCUGUAAGAUAUAUAUAGGUUUCUAUUUUCUUGAUCACUUAAUAUUUUCCAACAAUGGGAGCAAGACCUGGGGGUGACUCUAAAGGGGGUAGACAAGGAGGAUAUAUGGAAUGCUGCAAAAGGGGUGUCUAUCUGCAUCCAAAACUAGGAACAGAUGUACAAAAUUCUGAUGUGCUGGCACACCAUCCCAGUCAAGCUCUUCCGUAUAGGGAGAACAACCACAGACCUAUGAUGGAGGUCAUGCAGUGAUAAAGACAAUAACUACAGAUGUGGUGGUGUUGUAAGGUAGUAUCAUUCUGCAUCGAUAUCCUGAACCUCCUCUCCUGAGUAUUUCACAGGCACGUUCAGUAGCACCUGUGUUCCUUUUUAUUAUCCAAACCACUGAAUGGGUUCCCUACACUAGAAGAAAUGAUAUAAUAAGACCACACUGGCAGCCCGUAGGGCUGUGAGUUGGCUACAGACAGAACUCCAUUCACUGCAGGAGGUAAUAGCUAAAAUGAACGAUUCACACCUAAUGGGCAUGCUCACAGCUACCAUACAUAACUCACUACCCAGGUAUGAAAGAUCUGAUCCCCAUGGUAUGAUUAUACUACUGGAUGGGGUAUUAUCUCAUAAGACCAUGGCUAGGGUGGAGGGAAUCCAGCACACUGGGGCAAUAGCUCAAUAACAGGAGGACAGGUUGUAUGGCACAGAGAGAAUGUAUUUUUCUUACUUCUGUGUUGAGGUUUUUCUUUGGGGCUUAGCAUUAUUUACCAAAAGCUGGUGUGGUGCUAUGCCAGAGCAACUUGCAAUGACCCCUGGACUGAAACAGUUUCUUCCAAGAUGAUAGUAUUGUGCCUUGUACCAAAUGUAAUUGUACUCUGUUUUGCUGCACUGGUAUCUAAAUAAAGAAUUUAAAGAUUUUUAUCCCACUUGCAGAGACUGAAAUAGCCCUGCAUUGGUUUUGCUCAUUACAAGCUUUUGGAGGAGGAUAGUGACUCAGGGUCUCAAAUCAGGACUGUUCUAUCAAGAUCCAAGACAGUUCAGGGGCUUCCGUUAGAAUAUACCAGGAAAAUAAAAUGUGGGAUCCUAUGCAUAGUAUAACAAAUUAUGCGCAGGCACAGUAAGAUUUAUAAUAUCUGUAUAACCCAGUUUAUGUGAGAACCUGACUUUUACAUUUUUUUUUAUAACCUACAGGUAGAUUCACCUUUUCGAAUUGAACGUGAUAAGAAACCCCCUCAGGUGGACUGUAAUUUUUACUGUGACAUUGAGCACGCAGUCGUUCCUGCGCAGGGGACACUCAGGAUACCAUUGCAGUUUCGUCCACGUAUUGUUGGAAUGGAGAGCGUGGAUUAUUUCCACGUGAUCCCAGUUGGUAACUUCACAAAAUCCAUAAUUAAAGUUUCAGGGACGUGUCAAGGUAUGAUCUGUGUUUCUGAGCUGCUUUCUUUAUUAGGAAAUUUAACCUGUUGGAUGAGCUAUUAAUUUUCUCUUCUGCCUGUGUUAUCACUUUUUCUUGGAGGCCCAUGUGUGACUCUCCUGAAGUCUGUACUGAACUUUGGAUUGGUGAAUCUGGGGGAGCAGAUUCUGCGCACAUUUGAAAUGACCAAUUCUUCAGAUGUACCAGCCCACUACCAAUUCUAUAUUGGCAACAAAGAAAGUGUCUUCUCUUUUGAUCGGCUCUGUGGCAUUAUUGGUCCACAGGAAACUCAGACACUGCAGGUCAUCUUCUCUCCACUCCACCCUAUCCCGCACUAUCGGAGGGUUGCCUGUCUCAUCCACCAUCAGGUCAGACCUUAGUUUUCUUAUUCAUUUCAUCGAGCUACAGACAUUUGAGUGUAAUGCUGGUUUUAAAACAAAACAGUUAACUGUGGCUAAUCUCUUAUCUCCUAGUCAGUGAGUCUCUGCAAUAAUCUACAUGUGCCCUUGGGGUUUAAUGGAGCUGGGGUAGGCUGGGAUAUGAUAUCUUAUUGCUUGAAUCUCAUUGUAUAUUUUCUAUUAACAGCUAAUUAGUUUUUUCAAUACUACUAUCCUUAAUGUAUAGGGUUAACUCUUUUAACUCUUUGAGUGGCUAGGUUGUGACCAGUGCAUACUUCAGGAACUCAAAGGGUUAAAUCAACCAAAUCAGUAAUAGUCACUUGAGUUCAUAAACUACAUUGCAUUAGAGCACAGGGCCCUCGAAAGGCCAAUCAUGGAGACCCCAGCUGCUAUAGAACUACAACUCACAUAAUGCUUUGCUAACCCUACAGCUGAAAGCAUCAUGAUAGUUGUAGUUAUUCAGCAGAAUCUACCUGUUGGCCACCACUGCUUUAAGGUACGGCAUCUGUAGUAUAUUACAAUUUAUACUGACAGCCAAACUCUGUAUAUAUUACAAUGUAAAAUUAAACUGGUUUUCCCCUUUCUUUUUGCAGGGCCCUCUGUUUCUGGAUUUAAUCGGUACAUGUCAUUCUGAUACGGAUAAGCCGGCGAUUGUGCUCCCCAAACAUCUUCCUUUAUACAGGAAGAACCUUGUGCUGGGGCUGACAGCUUACCCCCCUGACAUUCUAAAGGCUAUGUUAGAGGAGGGGAAGCUGGGGAAAGACUCAGAGGGAGCUCUAAUGCUAUUGGCAAAGGUAUUUAACUCAUUUAUAAUCCAGCUAAUAAAAUAAUGAAGUUUAAAAAAAUUAAUAAAUCCUAGAAUAUGCAAAUAGCAAAUAUAUAAAAGCUUAAAUAAAUUACGCAAGCUUCAAGUAAAUUGAUAACUAUGUGUAAUAUAUAUGUAUGUGUGUAUAUAUAAAAAUACAUAUAUUUCAAAAGAAAAAGUAGAAACUCCCACUGCUGCUCUAAACGUUUUAUUUUUUAAUAUUACCACUCAUUACCCUCUACAUUAAUCUACUCCGGAGUUCCAUUUUCAUUAGUGGCUAAACACUUGCUUGCUCUAUAAUAUAGUUAUAUCCAUUUCAUCAAUGAGAUACGGUGGAUAUCAAAGGGGAAUGUAUUAUUCAGGAGGGAAAUUUAUGUACCAGGAAGACACUAAGAGUCUUCUAAUAAGUUUAUUAAGUUACAUAUAAAUCAGAAAACAGUCAUUAGUCAUAAAUAUAAUACCCAAACUGUGGUGAGCGCUGGUGGACACGUUUUGUAUAUAGCAUGCCAUUGACAGAGUGUUGUGUUAGGCCACAGGGGCAGAGGGAGGGUUGGUCUUCCAUAAUCACAAACAGGACUCACAUUUUACAAACCAGUAGAACCUUAAUUGCUCUUCGUAAGUAAACCCAUGAUGUCUACCAGUUAUAGCAGCCAGCAUUAUCCAUCAGCCUCACAUUCUGCUCACUCAGCCUGUUCCUGCUUCUGUUUUGACACAGUGAAAGCAUUAACCAAUUGUUACUCAAUGUUGAAGUUCAGUAAAUUGUUUGUCCUAGAACACACUGCUCAUGCAAGGAUUACUACACAUUUAGUUGACAUGUCAGAGUGGAAGAAUCAAUUUUUUGGAUAAGCUAACAUCCUUGUUUUCCAGGGUGACCAUGACGAAGUGCAUGAGAAACACACCAGCAUGGACCCAGUGUGUGAAUUCUUUGAUGAUGAGUUUAGCAUUGAGAAUGCAACAUUUCCACCCCAUGUCACAGCUUCUACACGAGAUUUUGAUUUUGGUUGUUGCACUGAAAAUUCCCACAAUGCAUCUCUCCCCUUAUCUUUGACCAAUCACACUAAAGGAAAAGUGACCGUCACCUGGACUUCUAAACCUGACUGUCCCUUUCAGGUCAACCCAGAGUUUACAGAGAUUCCACCUCUAAAGUCCACAGCAUUAACAGUGAGCUUCCAUCCAUCUCAGGCAAACACAUUGUACGCUGGGGAGCUGGAAGGUUUCAUCUUCUACAAGGUGGGUGAGCAGAGGUGGGACAACUGCAGGUCCACUGGGUGAUGGUUGCCUCAGAUCUGUCCAGCCUUCACUGGUCUGCUAUUGUUAGACUAUAAUUCUUAACCAUAGGCUUCCAAGGAAGGAUGGCAUAUAUUGCCCAACUACAAGUGGAAGGGCAGGGGUAGACACAAGUGCUCUUUCUUCAUAUUGGUACAGGAAUAUGUAACUGUCUGAAGGUAGAGUAUGGAAUCAAGCUGAUAUUUCUGAAACAUCGUACUAUGGAUAGUGUCAUACCAGGUUAUGAUCAUACUGUAUCAUUUAAUAAGAAAUAAUAGGUCACUUAAGGUUGAAUGCAGAGAAUCUAAGAAUUGUAGAAUUGUCCAAACUUCUGUCCUAUAAGUCAGUCAGCAAACUGUAAUUUGAGUCUCAUCUGGUCAGCUUUCCUGUGUCCAGUGUGUAAUUUCUAUUAUGAUGACUCUCCUUUUACAGGUGCUGCGGAAUUACCGCAAUGUGGAGGACGUCACAAUGUGCAUACCAUGGUGCAUUACACUUCAAGCAAGGGGACACACUUUUGAGUUGGGCCACCAGCACUUUGUCCCCAGCUGUGUGCUAGAUUCUCCUCGAAUGGUAAGAAUGUUAUCUAGAAGGUAGUAAGAGAUUCAUUAGAGCAUGCAAUAAACUGCUCUGAUAUAGGAAAUGCUGCAAUUAAAGAAAAUGUGAAAAAACUAAACAAAAACAAUCCAUCCUGAUAGAUACCUGGAGCUGCUUUCAGAGUUUGCUUACACCUGUCCACAAUGCUGUCAUCAUUCCACUGGGUGGGGGAGGGGGUGAUGUACUGGAAGUGCACGUACACCGUUUAACUAUGCUAGUUACUGAGAUGUAGUGAGAGUAAAUUUACACCUGUGACACCUGCCUGAGGAAAUGUAUGUACCCUAGUCAACAAUGAUGUCACUUACACUGGGGGAUGUAGUGAGCAUACAUGUACACCUGCAACCACUCACGGGGAAUUUGUGUACAUUUGCAUCCACACAAGCUGAGUUCUCGUUCUCCUAAAUGUGCCUUAAUUCUGUUACUGAACUUGUGGCAUCAGGAAUUCAUGUAUUUCUCUUUAAAACAUUUCUCAUUGAAACUGGAAAGUGAAGCGAACAUAGUGUAUGGUUAAGAUAUAAAGCACAUACAAUGACAAAACCUUUUUUUUUUUUUUUUUUUAAAUUACCCCUCAUCAAUCUCUACAUUAAUCUACUCCAGAGUUCCAUUUUCAUUAGUGGUUAAACACAUGCUUGCUCUAUGGCAUUGUUUUAUCCAUUUCAUCAAUGAAAUACGGUGGAUAUCAAAGUAAAUCUGAAACUGUUCUUUUACCUUUACUCCAGGUAUUCCCCCCAGUAAGACAGGAUGAGCAGACACAGCGCUCCCUGCUGCUUCUAAAUACUGGACCCUCACCCAUGAGCUAUGCUGUAGACCAAGCUAGCUGCCCAUCUGUCCAGGCAAAACCAGCAGCAGGUCAUCUGUCUUCUGCUUCCCAUCAAAUUGUGCUACUGAGAACCAGCCCUAACCAAGCGGCACUGACCAGGCACUGCCUACCUGUACAGUUCAACUUCAGUCCUGACUACAGCCAGGUAAGUCUGGUGGGAAUGCCAAUAUAACGACUAAUUCCACCUAUGCCUCUCUUACUCAAACAAAAAUGAACAAUUGGAAGUUUUCACACUUUUUUAUCAAACACAAUUCUGAAAAAAAACAUAUUAACUUAGAAGAAAAAUAAAUCUAUGUGUCUAAUUUGUUAUGACUUUUGCAAUUAAAGGGACAGUAACUCUGAUAAGAGAUAACUCAUAUUAAAGGUAGAAUGGUAAAUUUAUUAAGAUUUCCAAUGACAGAUAUCCACCUGACAACAUAUAGGCUCAUCAUUUUUGGUAUCUUAAAUAUGUCAGUAUGUAUUGUUUAUAUUUGUAGCUACAAAGCACAAGUAAAAAAUAAAAUGCCUAUUAUUCCAAAUGUAUGUAAUCAGUCAGGUGGAUAUUAAGAACCAUUCGAACUUGUUCAUUGUUUAAAAUAUAAUCAAGCAUUUAAGCAGUCACACACAUAAACAACCCUGAUUAAUAACAUUUUAUUGGUUCCCAGAUCUCAUAAGGUUUUUCCAUCAGUUAGUAAAUAUUAGGCAUCAUAAAUGAGAUUGAUUGAGCGCAAUAAGCCUGCAUUCAGCAAGAUAUUGUGUAACCAAUUAAUUUACUCCUUGAUUUAUUAAGACAUUAUGCAGUUAUAAUAAUGAAUUAGCCCUGCUGGAAGCAGGUCUUCUUGUUUGAUUACCUUCCUUUGACAAUAGGGACAUUAUUGAACAGAAUAUCAGUAGGUCCUCACUAAUUAAGCCAGUCAAAGCAGAAAGUCGUACAUAGGGUUUUCUGUUUCUCUGCUUCAGAAAGGAAUGUCUGUGUACCUCAAUCAGCGAGCUGGGAGCGCACACCACAUCUCACCCAAAGGGGAAGCAAAUUAGUGUUUUUUAGCAAAAGCAUUGAGUGGGCCAUCUCCAAAAUGAGAAUGGGAAGUGAAUUGAGCUAUAAUGCACACCCUAGUCCAGAUGAUUAAUGGCUGUCAAAACAACUCAUACUUAGCUUCCCUAUCUGCAGCCUGUAAGGCAAACUAUGUCUAUGGGCAGAACAUUUCUCUUUAAAUGAUUUGAAAAGGUGUCAGUUUAACUAUUGGUUAACUAUCUAGAUCUGUUAGUCUUUUUUUUGUUUUGUUUUUGCAGAGUAAUUUUUAUUUAAACAUAUUCAAAAAGAAUUACAUUAGGGGGCAGAAUGAAACAAGUAAAGAUGUCUGUAGAUAUUACAGUGCUAACAGAAAAUAUACAAAAACUAUUGGCCUCUAUAGUGUCAGCGAACUGUUGGGUGAUUGCAUUAAGGAAAGGGAAUUGCUAAGGGUAGAUGGCCAGGGGGAAGGGAAGAAGAAGAUAAGGUUUAAGAGGGAGUGUCAGGGGAUAAGGCAGAGAGAAAAGUUAGAGGAAGAGGAAGACACAGGGAGGAAGGAAAUAAUUAAAAGAAUGAGAGGAAAGUGGUAUUGGAGUUAGUGAAGUCAGUGAGUGAGGACUUAGGAUUUGAACUGUGUGUGCUCCAGGCUGGUGUAUCAUGAUCACCUUUUGUCUUCUUUUCCCCUAGGAAAUAGUGCUAUUUUCUCGUGCUGAAAAACCACUGCUGAUGCUGGAAGGAGAUGGGAAGUUCUUCUUUAAGCCCACCUGUGUUGGCACCCAGUCUGAUUACUCUUACUCCAUAAAGAAUUGCUCCAGAGUCCCUCUGAAUUUUGAGUGGAAGAUACAGCAUAUGCAUAAAUCAUUCAUCUCAGUUAGCCCUGUAUAUGGAGUUAUCAGACCCAAUGAGAGCAUGGUAAGCUCCAAUCUAGUUAGUCCUACAUGUGGAGUUAUCAGACCCAAUGAGAGCAUGGUAAGCUCCAAUCUAGUUAGUCCUACAUGUGGAGUUAUCAGAUCCAAUGAGCGCACAGUAAGCUCCUAUUCAUUCAGCCCUACAUGUGGAGUUAUCAGACCCAGUGAGAGCACGGUAGGCUUCCUUUUCAGUGAGUCCUACAUGUUGAGUUAUCAGAUGUAGAGAGAGAGCAUUGAAAGCUCCUAUUCAGUUAUCCCUACAUGUGGAGUUAUCAGACCCAGUGAGAACAAGGUAAGCUCCUAUUCAGUUAGCCCUACAUGUGGAGUUAUCAGAUCCAGAGAGAGCAUGGUAAGCUCCUAUUCAGUUAGCCCUACAUGUGGAGUUAUCAGACCCAGUGAGAGCACGGUAGGUUUCCUUUUCAGUGAGUCCUACAUGUUGAGUUAUCAGAUGUAGAGAGAGAGCAUUGAAAGCUCCUAUUCAGUUAUCCCUACAUGUGGAGUUAUCAGACCCAGUGAGAACAAGGUAAGCUCCUAUUCAGUUAGCCCUACAUGUGGAGUUAUCAGAUCCAGAGAGAGCAUGGUAAGCUCCUAUUCAGUUAGCCCUACAUGUGGAGUUAUCAGACCCAGUGAGAGCACGGUAGGUUUCCUUUUCAGUGAGUCCUACAUGUUGAGUUAUCAGAUGUAGAGAGAGAGCAUUGAAAGCUCCUAUUCAGUUAUCCCUACAUGUGGAGUUAUCAGACCCAGUGAGAACAAGGUAAGCUCCUAUUCAGUUAGCCCUACAUGUGGAGUUAUCAGAUCCAGAGAGAGCAUGGUAAGCUCCUAUUCAAUUAGCCAUACAUGUGGAGUUAUCAGAUCCAGAAAGAGCAUGGUAAGCUCCUAUUCAGUUAGCCAUACAUGUGGAGCUAUCAGACUCAGUGAGAGCAUAGUAAGCUCCUAUUCCGUUAGCCCUACAUGUGGAGCUAUCAGACCCAGAGAGAGCAUGGUAAGCUCCUAUUCAGUUAGCCAUACAUUUGGAGUUAUCAGAUCCAGAGAGAGCAUGGUAAGCUCCUAUUCAGUUAGCCAUACAUGUGGAGUUAUCAGACCCAGUGAGAACAUGGUAGGUUUCCUAUUCAGUUAGCCCUACAUGUGGAGUUAUCAGAUCCAGAGAGAGCAUGGUAAGCUCCUAUUCAGUUAGCCCUACAUGUGGAGCUAUCAGACCCAGUGAGAGCAUGGUAGGUUUCCUAUUCAGUUAGCCAUACAUGUGGAGUUAUCAGAUCCAGAGAGAGCAUGGUAAGCUCCUAUUCAGUUAGCCAUACAUGUGGAGCUAUCAGACCCAGUGAGAGCAUAGUAAGCUCCUAUUCCGUUAGCCAUACAUGUGGAGCUAUCAGACCCAGUGAGAGCAUGGUAGGUUUCCUAUUCAGUUAGCCAUACAUGUGGAGUUAUCAGAUCCAGAGAGAGCAUGGUAAGCUCCUAUUCAGUUAGCCCUACAUGUGGAGUUAUCAGACCCAGUGAGAGCAUGGUAGGUUUCCUAUUCAGUUAGCCAUACAUGUGGAGUUAUCAGAUCCAGAGAGAGCAUGGUAAGCUCCUAUUCAGUUAGCCCUACAUGUGGAGUUAUCAGACCCAGUGAGAGCACGGUAGGUUUCCUUUUCAGUGAGUCCUACAUGUUGAGUUAUCAGAUGAGAGAGAGAGCACGGAAGCUCCUAUUCAGUUAGCCCUACAUGUGGAGUUAUCAGACCCAGUGAGAACAUGGUAAGCUCCUAUUCAGUUAGCCCUACAUGUGGAGCUAUCAUAUCCAGAGAGAGAGAGCACGGUAAGCUCCUAUUCAGUUAGCCCUACAUGUGGAGUUAUCAGACCCAGUGAGAACAUGGUAAGCUCCUAUUCAGUUAGCCCUACAUGUGGAGCUAUCAUAUCCAGAGAGAGAGAGCACGGUAAGCUCCUAUUCAGUUAGCCCUACAUGUGGAGUUAUCAGACCCAGUGAGAACAUGGUAAGCUCCUAUUCAGUUAGCCCUACAUGUGGAGCUAUCAUAUCCAGAGAGAGAGAGCACGGUAAGCUCCUAUUCAGUUAGCCCUACAUGUGGAGUUAUCAGACCCAGUGAGAACAUGGUAAGCUCCUAUUCAGUUAGCCCUACAUGUGGAGCUAUCAUAUCCAGAGAGAGAGAGCACGGUAAGCUCCUAUUCAGUUAGCCAUACAUGUGGCGUUAUCAGACCCAGUGAGAGCAUGGUAGGUUUCCUAUUCAGUUAGCCAUACAUGUGGAGUUAUCAGACCCAGUGAGAGCAUGGUAGGUUUCCUAUUCAGUUAGCCCUACAUGUGGCUUAUCAGGCCUAGUGAGAACAUGGUAAACUCUUACAAACGUUUAGUCACUGACAAACGCUGUUAUAAGUGCACAGAUAUUCUCUCAGGCAAAUGGGUUCACUUCUUUAACAUUCAUUCUUUAAUUCUUUUCUUUAACAUACACACUUUUUACAUUUUUUUUCCCUAUUCUUGAAGGCUCAGAUUUGGUCAUUUGUGCCACAAGAAGAAAAUGUAUAUGUUGCUAAAACUACUGUGCUGACUUGGGCAGCUGAAAAUUCUUCUGAGGCCAUCAAGAAGACCUGCUACAUCCUUCGCAUCAGUGGAGAAGGCUGCAAGGGGUCUCUCUCUGUAAGUUACACAAACACUGGUUAAAUAGCCUUAAAGAGAAGCUGUAAAUAUUAAAGGGACACUCCACUGCCGAAAUACAAAAAUAAAAAAUAAUCACAAUUUUGGUAGAUAUGCCCACAAUGAAAACAUGUAUGCAUUUAAUUGUUCAUUUUUUUCAUUUGAGUUAUAUCUAAAAACAACUUGCAAAAGCUCUUAUCUUAUGUUUGCAGCCUUUGCAAGCCAUUCUCUUCACACCCCACCUAGACUGUCUGUGGCUGUCCAAUCACAGACUUCCGAAUGCAGCUCAAUGAGAAGUCUUUGCAAGGCAGGUGCUCUGAGCAAUUUCUGCCUCUUGAGUUUAGCUGCACUGAGUUAACCAAACCAGGAAGUAACAGGACGAGUGUCUAACUGACAGCCGGCGGGGUGUAACAAGGUUCAUUUAUCACAGUGCAACUUUUAUUUUGUAAAAUGAAAAAAAGAAGACAUACUCACCACACAUAAUGCAUUUCUGCAAGCUAAAGUGCUUUAGGCGUGGCUUUGGAAUGUUUCAUUAAGAAAACUAAACAUCUUAGAACGAGCUGGUCAGUGCAGAUUGGGUCAGUUAUAACCCAGGACAGUGAUGGCUAAUGUUUGACACUCUAUUCAGUUUGAGUGUGAAAGCCUAGUCAUUUCUGUCCUGACAUGCUUUAAAAGAUUUAGACUAGCAGCAGAUUUCCCUGUUUUUAACUCUCACACCUCGAUAUUAUGAUUGUCUAGACUUCUUCUCACGAUUUGCCGGUAUGUCGAUAACAUACAUUUAUUAGAAGAUUCUGAUUUGGGAGGUGAGCAGGCCGUCAGUGAUUAUAAUAAAAACCAGUGUCAGCAGCCUUUAUUAUCCUUUGCCCACAGAUAAUAUAUUGUAAACCUGAUCCACCUUGUGAUAUAAUCCUGGCUAGGCCAAGGGGUACUUGAGAAGCAGUUACACGACAGACGUUAGGGGUAUUGUAUUGGAUAGGAAAUGUUAAUAUCAGGAUCAGUGUUAGGCAGCAUAUGGUGACAGACAGUUUCUGAACCCCCUUGAGUUAACAACACACAGGGUCCUGUUUGGCAGGAUGCUUGCCAGAGCCUCAAGCCGUUACAGGAUGUUUAAUCUGCACAAUGAGCCUUUUGUGUCACACCUGAUGAAAGGGGAACUCAUCUGAAACAUUGUGCUUCAUAUAUUGCUAGUAACGGCAGCAACAUGCUUAACCCUUUGAGUGCAGGUGACGUGUUAAUGCUCUGGAUACAGCUUGCACUCAAAGGCCAUCCAGUUAGGUGCAUUUUACGGGAGGUUUGUUAUUUGCUUAUUCAAUGCAGUUUAGCUGUAGUUUUAGGAUUGGGUUUAUUCACUAAACUGGAGAUUGUGGAGAACUGAGACAGGACCUUCAGAAGUAUUUAAGGUUCAAUGUCCCUGAGACCAGCAUUGUGACUCUGAAGUCUCUGAAUGCAUUGGUGAAGGUAGCAGUGUCAUAGGAGUUAGUGGGGGGGUGGGUGUCUGCGUUUACCCUCACCUACUCCCAGCUUGCAUCAGCAGCACUCCCAUUCAGACUGGUAUAUCAGUACGGUAUAAUGUCCUAUCCUUGAAAAGACUGUGUCAUAUCUUUAUUCUGCCAAGGAGGACUGAUUGACAUCUGUAUUGGCUCUAUCAAAGGGAGACCUCCAGAGAAUGAUUUCCAUCGAUUGGUAAAAUAUGUUAGUUUUUAUAGUUUUUAAUUUAAUUAUUUUGGAGCACAGGGUUUCAGCAAAAUUAACAAGGGUACAUCAGUAUGACAUGCCACUCACUGCAGUAACCGGCCCUACACAGCACACUGUGCCGUCUGUUUGUUAGUUUGAACUUUAAUAAUAUGUUCCACUGAACGAUCCGUGAUGCUUCAGCUCACCACAUGCUACCCAGACUGUUCCCCCAGGCUGAACUCAAUUUAUUUUUCUUCUCAGGUGCAGCAGGAACAGGUGGAUUUAGGGAACAUUCUGGUUGGCAGUUUCCAGUCCUGUAAUUUAUUGCUGUCAAAUGAUGGAGAUUGCACUCUGGAUUAUUCACUGAGUGCUAAGCAGGUCAUUUCAGGUGCAUGUGACCCAGAAGAGUUCAACACUGAUCCAAUCGGUAGGAAACUACUUGUGCCUCACUUCACAUAUUGUUUGUGAAUUCCACAGACAGCUGCAUUGAGUGCCAGAUCUCACGAAGUGCACCGUAGAACACCAGCGAACAUAGCUCUUAUCCUUGCAUAGCUUUAAUCCUUCCCUUCAGAAUUUAAACAGAUCCCGUGCUUUGCAUAUCAUCCAGAGCAACGUGGUUUUCCUUCUUGAGCUGAUAGACAUGAAAACUGCUGCCCUAUAGUAUUAAGCAUUCAUAGGAUUGCAAUAAUGAAAUAUUUAAUCAGGGGAGUUUGUUGUCCCUCCUACAUUUAUCAAAUUAUUUCAUUAGUGCAUUCUUCAGGGCAGCACUUUUCAUGUCUUGGCAGUUAGCAUGCACAAACAACAUAUGUGCAGGAAAAUAUGUUGCUUCUUCCAAUCAUGAUCCACUUCUUCUUAAUAGGGCUAACCUCUUGCAUUCCUACUGUGAGAUAUAUUUCCCAUGAUGGACAGCAAGCUGAAAGGUUGUUCUUUAAAGGUUGGCUUCAUGUGAAAUAUAUCCCACGAGAGCUAGAGAACUAGCUAGCCAUAACUGUACUUUACUAAGCAGCCCCACUGCAAUAAGGCUAAGGGGCCACUUAACCCCUGCACAUGUAUCCAAGAACGAAACUAGUAUACCAGAAUAAAACAGAAUGAAAGGCAACUUAGAAAAACCAUACUUGACUGGGCAGCUUUGGAGCGAAUCUGUCCAUUUCUCAGUCAGAUAUUAUCCAUGCCCACUCAGCUGGCCUGAGGGUACCAGGACUGUAAAUCCAGCCAUGACCUCAUGUUUUUACUUCUCGUGCCCUCUGAGCUCAUUAGAGCAAGCACCUGAUACAUCCCUGUUUGUUUCAUUAAAGCCCUGGAAUUUGAGAACAAUAGAGGGACUCUAACUGCGCGGACCAAGCUCAAUAUCCGGGUAACAGCUCGACCAUCCCGUAGGUUGCAAUAUACUUGGAACAUCAGCUAUCGAAUUAUUGCACCAAAAGGUAAUGUAAAAAACAUUCUUUUUUUUUUUUUUUUGACCUAGUGCCAAAAAGGUACUACAGAUUGAAAAAAUUCAAUCAUCACAAAAUUACCAUUUACCCAGAUGUUUAAAUAUUACUACCAAUCUUAAAAUGCAGAAUACAUGCUCGUAAUUAUCCUUUAGAACAUUUUGAAAAGCUUAUCCAAAACUACUGAAUCAAGGCCACAUAUUUAUUGCACCCUAAUUCCUUAUUCUUUGUACCCUAAUACCUCCUUCCAUCCAUAUUAAACUUUUAUUCAUUGCACCCUAACCCCCUUAUUCAUUGCACCUAUCCCAUUAUUCACUGCACCCUAGCACCUCAUGAUUUGCACAUUAACCACUCAUUUUUUGGUUACGUUUUUUUUUUUAAUAAAAAACAACAACUUGACUCCUAAAUUCCAAGACUUAUAUUUAUGAAAGAUAAUAACACCAUAGAACAAAGCAGUGUUUUAUGUUAAAUUCUAGUUUAUCAUGAGAACCAACCCUACAUUACAUUGUUAAAUCAUCAUUUUAUGUCAAUUUCUAGGUUAUAGGAUAUGUAGGGAACUGCACUCACUCCCAUCAGUCUGAGCCAGGGUGCUUUGCUGUACCAGGAACCAAACACCAAAUUCCAAAAUAUUGUAGAGAAAUAAAGGUCCAGGCACUCCUUGGUUAAAAAAAAUAGGCACUUUAAUGGAACCACAGCAACGUUUCGACCGAAAAGGUCUUUAUCAAGCUUAUUUCUCUACAAUUUCUAGGUUAUGAUGAGAACCAUCUUUUGAUACAUACAGGAACAUCCUGAAGGCAGGGCCGGAUUAACAUAGGGGCUGAUGGAGCUGCAGCUCCAGGCCCAGGCCCAUGGAAUAGGCCCAUUUAAAAAAAAAAAAAAAAUGUGUGUAACGGAUCGCCUGGCACCCCGACUGGGUACCUCCGUUGAAGGAUGCUCCUAGCGCUUCCUGAGGACUCCAAGCACUCUGGCAGACACCACAAUCACCGAACCGGAGAAACAAAUAAAUUCUCCCAAGCAUAUGAAUGCUGCAGACAGUUGAAUAGGAACCAUACGAAUAGGUUUACUCUCCUAGCAGUCAAACUGGAACAGCAUACAAUAAAUCCUUCCCCCAAUAAUGAGACGACACUUCACUUUGAGGGUUAAACAGGAACUCCCUGUACUGUCACAUACAGUCUCUUUUAUUCCCAAUCCACAAACAUAGUACAGCCCACAGGGCGUUACAAAACAACCAAUCACAUAUCAGUUACAUCCCACAUAUUCCCUCCCCUUAUCCUGAGAGGAAACUCAAUUACACAUACAGUUAAAACAUACUUUCUACCCAACUUUCAUAACUCUAAAACCAUACAUCACAUUCACAUAAAAUUACAUAUUCACAAUCAAUCCAUUCAGGGGAACAACAUAUUAAAAAUGGCACGAAUCAGACCAGGGGUUCAAAAGUUAAGGGAAAGUCCUUUGUGACUAAAUGAAGCAUGGCUUUCUGGCCCAAACCAGUUUCAGAGUCUUCUAUCCUGGAGAGUAAUUCAAUUAUCUCCCAGGAUAGACACAAGACUCCAUUAAGCACAUGGUUGCAAAAAGACACAAAACACUUUAAAAUACAUAAAGUCACAUUUACACAUAACACACAGACAUUUCACAUAUCCCCAGAUAGCUGGGAUCUGAGUGCACAUUAUUAGAUGAAUGGCACUCAGAUCACACAAAUAAGCCUUUCUGCAGGGGAAAUAAACAGUUUAACCUGCAGGGCCAUAGUCCAAAGGGAGCAGGCGAGCAACCAGGCUUCUCCAGUUCACAGUGGCGAGGUUGGUUUCGCCACAAUGUGUUUUUUUUUUUUUUUACACACUACUCUUAGGUUUGCCACCUGACUGGUAUUUUACUGGCACAGCCGGUAUUUGAGGCUGCCUGGCCGUGUCGGUAUCGCAGUAAUACCGGCAAUACAAAUGCAGGUAUUUUUCUCAGAAUAAAUGGAGAUUACUCUGCAAUACCAGCACCAGCCAGUAGGGGUCACUGUGUGUGGAGAGAGGCAGGGAUAGGAAGUUACAGCAUAUCCCUGCCUCUCUCUACUACUUACUGAUCUGUGGGGGAGCAGCAACACAGCACAGAGUCCAGACAGCAGCUCUACAGCUCAGGUAUGUGAGGGAUGGAGACACAUGUGGACACUGAGACACUAGGGGACACUGAGACACUAGGGGACAUAUGGGGACACAGACACACUAGGAUACAUGGGGACACAGACACUGGGAGAACUGGAAACACUGAGACACUUGGGGACACUGGAAAACAUGGGGACACUAGGGGACACUGGGACACAUGGGAAUAUUGGGAGAUACUGAGACAUUGGGACACGGAGACACUAUGUCCCCAUUUCUCCCAGUGUCCCCAUGUCCCCCAUCCAGUGUCGCUAGUGUCCCUAAGUCUCCCAGUGUCUGUGUCCCGUGUCUCUCAGUGUGCCUAGUGUCCCCAUGUGUCCCAGUGUCCCUAUAUGUCCCAGUGUCCUCAUGUCUAUGUCCACAACUGUCCCCAAGUCUCCCAGUGUCCCCAUGUCUCUGUGUCCCUAGUGUCUUAGUGUCCCCAAAUGUUUCAGUGUCCCUAUGUCUCCCAGUCUCUGUGUUCCUAGUGUCUCAGUGUGCCUAGUGUCCCCAUGUCUCCCAGUGUCCCUUUAUGUCCCAGUGUCCCCAUGUCUAUGCCCACAACUGUCCCCAUGUCUCCCAGUGUCCCCAAGUGUCUGUCUUCCAGCCAGUGUCCCCAUGUCUCCCAGUGUCCCCUAGUCUCCCAGUUUCUGUGUUCCCAUGUCUUAGUGUCCCCAAAUGUUUCAGUGUCCCCAUGUCUCCCAGUGUCUGUGUCCCCAUUUCUCCCAGUUUCCCUAAAUGUCUCAGUGUCCCUAUGUCCCCAUGUCUCCGUGUCCCCGGGUGUCUCAGUGUCCCCAUGUCUCAGUGUGUCCCCAGUAUCCUAGUGACAUGGGGACACACUGAGACAUUGGGACACACUGAGACAUUGGGAUACUGGGAGAAAUGGGGACACUGGGAGAAAUGGGGACACAGACACUGGGAGACUAGGGGACUGGGCGACAUGGGGACACUGACACUGUGAUACAUAGGGACACUGAGACACUGGGUGACUUGCGAGACUGAGACACUGGGAGCAAUCCAUCUAUACAACAGAAUCAAACUGUGAGUAGUUUGUUGGUGAUUUUACAGAAUUUUAUCUGAUGUCACUCCUUGUGAUUAUACAAAUGAUUAAGGCUGGUAUUUUUUUCCAAAAAAGGUGGCAACCCUAACUACUCUUCACAUACUCUUGCUUAAAGAAGCACUAUAGGGUCAGGAACACAAUCAUGUAUUUCUGACCAGAUUAUGUAAAAACCAACACAAUGGCCCCUUCUUGCCUCCCUAAGUAUAGUAAAAUAUAACUUGUAUUCAAAUCUGCAGCUGCUGGCUCUGCCUCUGAAUUGACUGUCUGCUGAUAUCAUCAGAAGUGGUGGUCUGAGCAAAUUACAAUACUUCCCCAUAGGAUUGGCUGAGACUGUCAACUAGGCAGAUCAGGGGCAGAGCCAGCACAAGUCCAACAUAGCCCUGGCCAAUCAGCAUCUCCUCAUAAAGAUAAUUUGAAUCAAUGUAUCUCUAUGAGGAAAGUUCAGUGUCUGCAUGCAGAGGGUGGAGACACUGAAUGGCAGUGCUACACACUAGGCAGUACUGCCCCAGGAAGCACCUCUAGCAGCCAUCUAAGGAGUGGACAGUGGAGUUAUUUUCUCUGAAAAGACAGUGUUUACUGCAAAAGGCCUGAAUGGAAUGAUUCUACUUACCAGAACAAAUACAAUAAGCUGUAGUUGUUCUAGUGACUAUAGUGUCCCUUUACGUUUGGAAGCUUAAGAGGGAUGUAUGGAAACAAAACUUGUGUGGACUAGCUGACAAUAGAAUUAGUUUAGGUAAUGCAGACGCUGGUCACUCUAACACUGUGGCAUGUCCCCUUUCUUCUACACUCACUACAUACACCUUUUCUCUGUCUCAGACUAUAUACCAGGAACUUCUGCCUGCUAGUAAGAAGGCAAGGAGACAAGUGGACCAGCGAGUGCUAGGGGACAGUCCUUAGAAAGCACGGAGUGAGCGCAUCAUUAGAUGCAUUUAUGUCAAGCUCAUGGUGCUGCCUGCAUAGUAUGCCCUUAGUUGGACAGCCUACAGGAUUGGCGGGCAGCCGGACAUGCAUUCAUGCCAGGCUGUCCUUCAAAUUCUUUGGACAGACAUGCCCCCUUUUUGGGCAUGUUCUCCCCUUUUGGCAGGUCUGGUCACGUAAUUCGCACAAGUGGCCCACACUUUUACCCCACCCAUUGACUUCCUGCUUUACUGGACACUGCUGUUAGGGGUUAUGGAUUUACUUGAAAGAUGAAAGCAUAAAUUAGAGAGAGCUUACCAUAGAGUAUGUGUUUUCCUAUAGCUGCACCCUAUGAGUUUCCCUCCAACACCAUCUCCAUCAGAUACAUGACGCUUGGGAGGUAUGACUGUUUUAUUGUUUUUGGUCGAUAAGAUUCCGUAAUUAGGCCCAUCAUAUUUGUCAGCACCAGGCCCAGUGUGCUCUUAAUCCGGCCCUGCCUGAAGGGUCUAGCAAGCAUUUAAUAGAGCAGAAGAUAAGACAUUCUAAAUUAAACGGAAUUUAAAGGAAUACAGGAAGUGUAAACUUUAGAUUACUCUUUACAGGAAGUGUUUAGGAAGGCUGUGCAAGUCGGAUGCAGUGGGUGUGACUCAAGUUGCAUAAACAAAGUGAUUUAACUGCUAAAUAGAAGCAGUGAAUUGAACAGUAAGACUGUGGGGGUAUGAUCUAUACACCAAAACUGCUUCAUUAAGCUAAAGUUGUUUUGGUGACUAUAGUGUCCCUUUAAUAAAUAGCCCUGUUGCUAUCAGUUACAAUUAACACUCACUUUAUGGAAGAGAUUUAACUGAUAUUGAAAAUGGCAUAAUAUGCAUGGUUUUAUUAUGUCUUAAUGCUAUGGAUAAAAAAAAAAAAAAAAGACAUUUAACCCCUUAAGGACCAAACUUCUGCAAUAAAAGGGAAUCAUGACAUGUCAUGUGUCCUUAAGGGGUUAAAGGGACACUAUAGUCACCUGAACAACUUUAGCUUAAUGAAGCAGUUUUGGUGUAUAGAACAUGCCCCUGCAGCCUUACUGCUCAAUCCUUUGCCAUUUAGGAGUUAAAUCCCUUUUGUUUAUGAACCCUAGUCACACCUCCCUGCAUGUGACUUGCACAGCUGCUAUGUUAAUAGCCUGUAUGUGAUUAAAGUUCAAUUUAGAGAUUGAGAUACAAUUAUUUAAGGUAAAUUACAUCUGUUUGAAAGUGAAACCAGUUUUGUUUUUCGUGCAGGCUCUGUCAAUCAUAGCCAGGGGAGGUGUGGCUAGGGCUGCAUAAACAGAAACAAAGUGAUUUAACUCCUAAAUGACAGUGAAUUGAGCAGUGAAAUUGCAGGGGAAUGAUCUAUACACUAAAACUGCUUUAUUUAGCUAAAGUAAUUUAGGUGACUAUAGUGUUCCUUUAAAAUCAAAUUUCAUCCUCUCCGUAGCAUCGAAUGCCACAAAUCUUUUCAAUGAAGAACAUUUUUUGUGCCGUGUAACUGCAAAUGGCGUUUUGCCUAUAUUCUCCAUCGUUGAUGUGUGCCCGGCUGGCAGUGCCAGCUCUCUCAGUAAAACCCACCUAUGGCGGCUGUUUUCAUUGGAGAAACUGAACGCAUAUCUUGAAAGGGACCCAACGCCUGGAGAACUAAUAUACCGGGUGCCGACCCGACACAGGUAAUGUGGACUAUGAAGAUGUACUUUGAACUAAUAUUACAUUGUUGAUGUAAUAUUUACGGAAAUGCUUUUCUAAUGAUCACAAUCUGUUAGGAAGACGUUUCAAAUGGUUUAUCUACAAAACUUGCCAUAAACUUUAAUUGUGACUUCUGUAGAUAUAUCAGUUGAAAACCUUUUUCUUUUAGAUUGUUAUAAUUUGAAAAUCUUAUCCAAAUAUAUUAAAUCGAGGCCAGAAAUAACAAACAAGUUGAUAGCAGGAGUAAAGGCCUAUUGAGUCCAAUUCCUGGGCAAUUCCCAGAAUUCUCUUUAGCCCUCUAGUUUUGGGUAGGUUAAAUUUCCCAGAAAUGGCUGUAUGCCUAGCUGUAGCUUGAUGCCAAAGGAUGGACACUUCUGGUUUUGGCGCUGCUGUAAAAUAAAAUGUAUAAAUAUGUUUCAAUAUUACAUCUGAACUGACAGCAAACUAAGUAAAUUAAUAAAUAUUAAUGCUGGUAACAUGAACCUUUGUAGUGCAAUUCUAUCUCACCUUCACCUUCACCUUCACAUGUCUAAGAGUGAAUGGGUUACUGCUACAAAUUAAUUUUGUCCUUUACAGGCAUAAUACAUUUUGAAAAUAAUUGUGGUUAAUUUUCUUGUAAUUACAGAGACAUAUAGAAAAACUGAUUUAGAGAUAAACUACUUUAUAUCUCCAAUAGGGAAUGUAGUGCACCUGCCACAAAACGCUCUUUUUGUUUUGACAUUAAGCAAUAUUUCAUUGUCUCUUUAAUAGAACCAGUCCUGUAAUGAGGACUGGCCAUGACAAUUUCAGUUCUAAGAUGAUUAUUUUUUUGUCUUUUUUAUGUCCAGCACUCGUAGAUUUCCUCCGAUAAGCACCCCAGUGCUAGUUGAUUUAAACUUUGGGGCUGCUCCUGUGGGCUCCGAACCCUUUGUGGCCCUUCUCUUGGUGGAGAACAACGGUGUUCAACCUGUCCAGUGGUGAGUAUGCAGGAGCUGGAGCUGCCUGGUGUAAAUGUAUCACAGUGGCGGCAUGGAGCAUUCAUUAUAAUUAGACCGACUCUUAUCCACAGCCAUAAAAUAUUAUGUCUUACUUUAAUAUAUUCUUCUUAACUAAAAAAGGCUUCAUGUGUCUGUCUGAAAUAGUUCCAGGUCUGACAGCAAGAGCUGGUCACAUGAUGAAGUCUAUACACAAAACCCUAAUUCCCUAAAGCAUUUUAUUCUCUAAACAUUUGGCCUGAAUAGCUAACAUGGAGCUUUCCCCCCCAAUCAGACUAUUUUGGUCUGAAAUGAUCAAUUCCUUUUAUAUACGAUUCCUGGUAUAUAAAUUAACAUAAAAGCUGGUUUGAUGAUAGUUGGUUAUAAAUGCAACUAUUAUCCUGUCAACCUGAUCUAAGCUAAAAUCUUGAGUCUCCCAUAAUAAGGAAUUGAACCCCGCAGCUCAGAGCCAGAGAUAUUUGUUCAGCAGGUUCUGCUGAUAACCUCAUUUUCUUCCAGAGGGAAAUAGGAAAUUCGACUUUAAAAAUCCUAAGAUAUGAUAGCUAGCUUUUCAAAUUCCACGAGGCUCAUCUAACCUGGGUGCUCUAGUACCAAGGAUUGCUGUCACAGUCAACAAAUUUAAUUAAGGCCAAAUUUGGAAACAUUUUUCAAAAACCUGCGUUUAGGCUGACAUUAUCUAGUUUGUAUGUCACCAUGUUUUAGUAAAUGCACCCCUAUAACAGUAGACUCUGGUUAAUUAGCUGAUCUACGUAUACACGCCUGGUGUCUAGCUGUGGCUAGUAAGUAACUUUAAUAAAAAAACCAUGACAGUUUUGCCGCCACAAGUUAGGGCUGCGCUUACAGUGGAGUCCAUGUAGUUUACUAAAUCAAGGCAAAUGUCUGAUUUUAUGCUUACAAACUAAAUAUUCUUUAAUAAAUGAAAUAUUAAACUCUAUGUAGGAUAGUACAGAAUGAAAUGCUGUGCAUUGCUGUUCUAUUACAAUGCAUUUAAAAUAAUAAUAUUUUUUUUUUGAUGUGCCAGGGAUUUCUUGUUUCCUUCGGAUCAGCAGAUCGAGCUUGAGCUCUGGGCCGAGGCCUGGGAAUUUGACCAAAGUGAAAUCCACCAACUGAAGAUCCAACACAACAAGUUAUUUACUGUUAGCCCCAAAUCAGGGAUUCUGAACCCUGGCCAGCAGAGUAUGGUACAGCUAAUGUACAGGUGGGUUAUAUAGUACAGAGUAUGGUACAGCUAAUGUGCAGGUGUGUUAUAUAGUACAGAGUAUGGCACAGCUAAUGUACAGAUGGGUUAUAUAGUACAGAGUAUGGUACAGCUAAUGUACAGUUGUGUUAAAUGGUACAGAGUAUGGCACAGCUAAUGUACAGGUGUGUUAUAUAGUACAGAGUAUGGUACAGCUAAUGUACAGGUGUGUUAUAUAGUACAGAGUAUGGUACAGCUAAUGUACAGGUGUGUUAAAUGGUACAGAGUAUGGUACAGCUAAUGUACAGGUGUGUUAUAUGGUACAGAGUAUGGUACAGCUAAUGUACAGGUGUGUUAAAUGGUACAGAGUAUGGUACAGCUAAUGUACAGGCGUGUUAUAUAGUACAGUGUAUGGUACAGCUAAUGUACAGGUGUGUUAUAUAGUACAGAGUAUGGUACAGCUAAUGUACAGGUGUGUUAUAUAGUACAUAGUAUGGUACAGCUAAUGUACAGGUGUGUUAUAUAGUACAGAGUAUGGUACAGCUAAUGUACAGGUGUGUUAUAUAGUACAGAGUAUGGUACAGCUAAUGUACAGGUGUGUUAUAUAGUACAGAGUAUGGUACAGCUAAUGUACAGGUGGGUUAUAUAGUACAGAGUAUGGUACAGCUAAUGUACAGGUGUGUUAUAUAGUACAGAGUAUGGUACAGCUAAUGUACAGGUGUGUUAUAUAGUACAGAGUAUGGUACAGCUAAUGUACAGGUGUGUUAAAUAGUACAGAGUAUGGUACAGCUAAUGUACAGGUGUGUUAUAUAGUACAGAGUAUGGUACAGCUAAUGUACAGGUGUGUUAUAUAGUACAGAGUACAGUACAGCUAAUGAACAGGUGUGUUAUAUAGUACAGAGUAUGGUACAGCUAAUGAACAGGUGUGUUAUAUAGUACAGAGUAUGGUACAGCUAAUGUACAGGUGGGUUAUAUAGUACAGAGUAUGGUACAGCUAAUGUACAGGUGUGUUAUAUAGUACAAAGUAUGGUACAGCUAAUGUACAUGUGUGUUAUAUAGUACAGAGUAUGGUACAGCUAAUGUACAGGUGUGUUGAAUAGUACAGAGUAUGGUACAGGUAAUAUACAGGUGUGUUAUAUAGUACAGAGUAUGGUACAGCUAAUGUACAGGUGUGUUAUAUAGUACAGAGUAUGGUACAGCUAAUGUACAGGUGUGUUACAUAGUACAGUGUAUGGUAUAGCUAAUGUACAGGUGUGUUAUAUAGUACAGAGUAUGGUACAGCUAAUGUACAGGUGUGUUAUAUAGUACAGAGUAUGGUACAGGUAAUAUACAGGUGUGUUAUAUAGUACAGAGUAUGGUACGGCUAAUGUACAGGUGUGUUAUAUAGUACAGUGUAUGGUACAGCUAAUGUACAGGUGUGUUAAAUGGUACAGAGUAUGGUACAGCUAAUGUACAGGUGUGUUAGAUGGUACAGCUAAUGUACAGGUGUGUUAGAUAGUACAGCUAACGUACACAUGCAUUAUAUAGUAUAGCUAAUGUACAGGUGUGUUAUAUAGUACAGAGUAUGGUACAGCUAAUGUACAGGUGUGUUACAUAGUACAGAGUAUGGUACGGCUAAUGUACAGGUGUGUUAUAUAGUACAGUGUAUGGUACAGGUAAUGUACAGGUAUGUUAAAUAGUACAGAGUAUGGUACAGCUAAUGUACAGGUGUGUUAGAUGGUACAGUGUAUGGUACAGGUAAUAUACAGGUAUGUUAAAUAGUACAGAGUAUGGUACAGCUAAUGUACAGGUGUGUUAGAUGGUACAGCUAAUGUACAGGUGUGUUAGAUAGUACAGCUAACGUACACAUGCAUUAUAUAGUAUAGCUAAUGUACAGGUGUGUUAUAUAGUACAGAGUAUGGUACAGCUAAUGUACAGGUGUGUUAAAUAGUACAGAGUAUGGUACAGCUAAUGUACAGGUGUGUUAGAUGGUACAGUGUAUGGUACAGGUAAUAUACAGGUAUGUUAAAUAGUACAGAGUAUGGUACAGCUAAUGUACAGGUGUGUUAGAUGGUACAGCUAAUGUACAGGUGUGUUAGAUAGUACAGCUAACGUACACAUGCAUUAUAUAGUAUAGCUAAUGUACAGGUGUGUUAUAUAGUACAGAGUAUGGUACAGCUAAUGUACAGGUGUGAUAGAUAGUACAGCUAAUGUACAAAUGCAUUAUAUAGUAUAGCUAAUGUAUAGGUGUUUGAUAUAGUAUAACUAAUGGACAGGUGUUUUAUUUAGCAUAGCUAAUGGACAGUGUGUUAUUUAGUAUAACUAAUGGGCAGUGUGUUAUUUAGUAUAACUAAUGGACAGUGUGUUAUUUAGUAUAACUAAUGGACAGUUGGGUUAUUUAGUAUAACUAAUGGGCAGUGUGUUAUUUAGUAUUGCAGUGUUUGCUAUAAUACACAUUGUAGGAUAUGUUAUGUACAGGUGAGUUACACCGUACAGAGUGGGGCAUUAUAUAUGGUACAGGUAAUGUACAGGGUGAGUUACACAGUAUAGAGUGUGGCAUUAUAUAUGGUACAGGUAAUGUACAGGGUGAGUUACACAGUAUAGAGUGUGGCAUUAUAUAUGGUACAGGUAAUGUACAGGGUGAGUUACACCGUACAGAGUGUGGCAUUAUAUAUGGUACAGGUAAUGUACAGGGUGAGUUACACAGUAUAGAGUGUGGCAUUAUAUAUGGUACAGGUAAUGUACAGGGUGAGUUACACAGUAUAGAGUGUGGCAUUAUAUAUGGUACAGGUAAUGUACAGGGUGAGUUACACAGUAUAGAGUGUGGCAUUAUAUAUGGUACAGGUAAUGUACAGGGUGAGUUACACAGUAUAGAGUGUGGCAUUAUAUAUGGUACAGGUAAUGUACAGGGUGAGUUACACCGUACAGAGUGUGGCAUUAUAUAUGGUACAGGUAAUGUACAGGGUGAGUUACACAGUAUAGAGUGUGGCAUUAUAUAUGGUACAGGUAAUGUACAGGGUGAGUUACACAGUAUAGAGUGUGGCAUUAUAUAUGGUACAGGUAAUGUACAGGGUGAGUUACACAGUAUAGAGUGUGGCAUUAUAUAUGGUACAGGUAAUGUACAGGGUGAGUUACACAGUAUAGAGUGUGGCAUUAUAUAUAUGGUACAGGUAAUGUACAGAGUGAGUUACACAGUAUAGAGUGUGGCAUUAUAUAUGGUACAGGUAAUGUACAGGGUGAGUUACACAGUAUAGAGUGUGGCAUUAUAUAUGGUACAGGUAAUGUACAGGGUGAGUUACACAGUACAGAGUGGGGCAUUAUAUAUGGUACAGGUAAUGUACAGGGUGAGUUACACAGUAUAGAGUGUGGCAUUAUAUAUGGUACAGGUAAUGUACAGGGUGAGUUACACAGUAUAGAGUGUGGCAUUAUAUAUAUGGUACAGGUAAUGUACAGGGUGAGUUACACAGUAUAGAGUGUGGCAUUAUAUAUGGUACAGGUAAUGUACAGGGUGAGUUACACAGUAUAGAGUGGGGCAUUAUAUAUGGUACAGGUAAUGUACAGGGUGAGUUACACAGUAUAGAGUGUGGCAUUAUAUAUAUGGUACAGGUAAUGUACAGGUGAGUUACACCGUACAGAGUGUGGCAUUAUAUAUGGUACAGGUAAUGUACAGGGUGAGUUACACAGUAUAGAGUGUGGCAUUAUAUGUGGUACAGGUAAUGUACAGGUGAGUUACAUCGUACAGAGUGUGGCAUUAUAUAUGGUACAGGUGAGUUACACAGUGUAGAGUGUGGCUUUAUAUAUGGUACAGGUAACUCAACCGUCAAGGCACAUCGAGAUCCAAGAUUUAGGUAUUUCCCAUUAUUUUUAUUGUGGGGUAUGGACACAACCUGGACGCUUAGUAUGCCUUUAAGACUGGAUGGAACCUCUGAUCUAGGACACAGAAUAAUCUACAGUGAAGAUACUGCUAGGCUGCUGUCCAAUGAAUGCCAAGUGACUUCUACUGCUGGCACAGGCCAAGGCCAUCUGUACUGGUUUUCUCAUUCAGAGAUGUACUGGAUACCUGGAUUGGAAGUCACCUUUUACAGCCCUCCCAUGAAGGAGCACCAUUGUUAGUGAUAGGUAUCACAUCUACCAUUAUUGCUCAGAUGUAAAGAGGAACGGAGAGCUGAGAGACGAAGAGAUGGACCCAGAGAGAGGAUCAUCUUAUUCAAGAUGGAUGAUGUUAUAGAUCAUGUCCCUUUACUGUUUACUUCUAGUAUUUAUGAACCUUUGUAUUCUUUUGAUUCAUAAAUGUGCUUGUUUUUUUUUUCUAAUACAUAGUAUUUUAGUUUUCUCAAAAGUAGAAUUAGCUGUUUGAAUAUUUAUAACACGUUUUUCUUUCCAUGAUCUGGACAGACAUGAUUUUGUUGGAACUGACCGUUUGCCAGUCCUGCUUAAAGUGUCACAUGGCCGUGAGAUUUUGGUACGUAGAAUAAUAGUUUAAAUAUAUAUUGUACAUUGUAUAAAAAGUCGAUUUUCAGUCAUCUUUAAAACAUACACAAAAAAAGACCACAAACAACAAAAACUCAACUGUCCCUGGACAUAAAUUUAAGCAUUGUAGCAGGAUGAAAUGAUGAUGAAAACGGAUGAAGGGAUGAUGACGCAAAGCAGCCAGUCUGGAAAGUAGAGAAAGGUCUGCUCCAACCAGUGUUAUCACCAGUCACUUGGAAUUGGAGCUAAUCAGAAUAUUUAUUAUGAAUUAUUAAUAAAAAUGUAAAAACGUGGAGAGGAAAAGGUAAAAUUCGUUAAUAGAAAUGUUCUCAAGUAAAAAGAGAUGAUGAACUUCUUUUACAAGCUCAUCGUUAAAACCAUGAAAUGUACGCCCAUCUUCCUAGUCUUGGCACGUUGAUAAGCCAUUCCAUUAAUAGAAAGUAUUAGGUCAAUGCUUGUCUAACUACAAUCCCUAGGAAUAGCAAGAGAGUGCCUGUUUGACUCCGCUUGGAUUACUUGCAUUCCUGGUUUACAAUGCUCACUCUUUGUUCCUAUAGCUAAAUUUUAUUGGAGUCACAGUGGAGAGGGAGCAACGGUUUGUACAUUUCACCUCCACAAAACAUCAGUUCACCCCAGUGGCCAUCGGCACAUCCAAUCCCCCAAAACAGGUAAUGUCAAUGCGUUGCAUUUACUAAUAGUAGAUUUGUACUAACAGUUCUGCAUUAUUCAGUAUUUUUAGUCACACUAUGUAACCACAUUAGCAGGGCUUACUCACUACUAUAUUUUGUAACGUUAGCGGGGCUUACUCACUGCUACAUAUUGUAAUGUUACCGGGGCUUACUCACUGCUACAUCUAGUAACAUUAGUAUAACCUUAUCACUACUACAUAUUGUAACAUUAGCGGGGCUUACUCACUGCUACAUAUUGAACUAUUAGCAGGGCUUACUCACUGCUACAUAUUGUAACAUUACCUGGGCUUACUCAUUGCUACAUAUUGCAAUAUUACCAGGGCUUACUCAUUGCUCCAUAUUGUAACAUUAUCAGGGCUUACUCACUGCUACAUAUUGUAAUAUUAUCAGGGCUUAUUCACUGCUACAUCUUGUAAUGUUAGCGGGGCUUACUCACUGCUACAUCUUGUAACGUUAGCGGGGCUUACUCACUGCUACAUAUGGUAACGUUACCGGGGCUUACUCACUGCUACAUCUUGUAACGUUAUCAGGGCUUAUUCACUGCUCCAUAUUGUAACAUUAUCAGGGUUUACUAACUGCUACAUAUUGUAACAUUAGUGGAGCUUUAUCACUACUGCAUCCACUAACAUAAGCGGGGCUUACUCACUGCUACAUAUUGUAACAUUAUCAGGACUUACUCACUGCUACAUAUUGUAAAAACAUUAGAACGUUCUCACUACUGUUAUGUCCAUUUCCCAGUAUAAACCUCUUUCCAUCAUUGCAGUUGCAGAUGUCUACCUCCCUAGUACAUCAUCUAUUAUUCUGUACUUCUCCUUUAAAUGUAUUUUACUACAAUAAUUUGCUAGUAUUUGAAAUCUGAUAACUCUGCCUACAGCACUAUAUAUUCCCAGCGCUUUGUUCAUGUAUUGGUAAUUCUUUAAAUUAUAACCCAUGUGGUUCAGGGCUUGUAAUGCUCUGCGUGUCCUUACUGUGCUGGCCAUAUAACAGAGCAGGCACGUCUAAAAUGUCCCUUGCUUCCUAUGGUACCUCUAGCAAUAUUGGUGACUUCGAGCCAAGGUUAACUGGAAAACUCCACACUGUUCUCUAAAUUCUAGCUGUCUAUCGUGUCAUCUUAUAGAUAUAUGAACUUUACAAUGGUGGAGCUGUAGCCGUAAUCUAUGAAAUUCAACUGGAGCCUCUAAGGGAAACCAAAAAGCAGAAUUAUCAGCACCCUGUCUUCCAGUGUCUGAAUCCCAGAGGAGAAAUCUUACCAGGUUCAACUGCAUUUGUGGAGUGGGUCUUUUCUCCUUUGGAGGCUAAAACCUACUCUGUAAGUAUAUAUCAUUAAAUGUCACAAGCUGUAUCAUUUUGUACAAUUACAGCCCCUGGUGCUGUGCAUACUAAGUUAAUUUACAGACUGUGGAAUCAGACUUCCUACCGAAAUGUAUUGUAUUAUUGAUUUCGUUCUUACUGCGAUGUGUUUUCAUAUAAUUUCAUAGGUGAAUGUUCCUGUGCACAUUCUUGGAGGAGACUCUACUCUCAUUAUGUUUGAAGGGAUUGGAUUUGACAGCAACAUACUUGGGGACUUGGCUGUUUUUGAAGAGCUUUCACCAUUACCAUCAAGCCCGAGACUCGUAGCACCUGGACAGGUGAAUGUGUCUUUGCAUGUAGCAAACAAUCCCUGGAUGCAGCUGGCUAUUUAAACCGUUACAUUGUGCAGUAAUUAGUUUGGUCACAAAUGUUGACACAUGCUAUGGAAGAUUAAGGAACUAUUUUGAUAUUCUCCAUUUGUGUGACGUACAAUAUAAAGCCGCAUAUCUCUGUAUAUAAAUAAGUUAUUACGCAUUUCACGGAUAACCCUGGCAAUCCUUUUGACCCCUGUUCAUGGCUUUUAGCUAUGGAGGUUUUAGAAUACGACCAUGCCCAACAUGCAGAGCUUACAUCACACCUAACUAAUGUAGGAAAUGAAAAUGGACAGACACAUGUUACCAAUGCUUAGAGUUGGCUGGACUUAGUGCUGUGAAAGCCAAGUAGUAGCCUGAGGAACACGAAGAAGCUGAGUCUGAGAACAAGCCAACGUCUAGGACAAUAGAAGGUAGCAAAUAGUAAUAAACAAGCCAGGUUCAAGGAGAACGGAAAGGAGAAUAGUCAAAUACAAGUCGAAGUCAGAAAGCCAGUAGCACUAACAAACAAAAAUGCACUCUUGGAUCACUACAAAGGAGAAGCCCACCUGGGCAAAGCAGUGAUCUUAGAGAGGGCCUAAAUAGGCCUAGGAGGUCAGGGAUUGGCUCUCCCGGUAUAAAUAAUCUGAUUUUCCAUGUUAGAAGAGGCAAUGUGAGUAUAUAAUUCCCAAGUGAUUGGUUCUCUGUCUGUCCGUUUCACGAUGCUCCUCUAAUUUACCUCCUACAGAUGGUUCGCCUGAGCCAGCAGAGAUUAGUGUUUGGAGAUGUCCCUGUUUUCUGCAAAUCCAGCCGUCUCAUAUUCCUUAACAACACCUCUCAGAGUGAGUCUGCCUUCUUCAAGUGGUACGCAGGGUCCCCCAAUGUUAAUGAGGUAAGUGCUUUUAGGAUAUACAAAAAAGAGGGGGGGAGAUACAGCGCAAACUCUAAAGGCAGCAAGUCUGUAGUAUGCAUACCCCAACAACCAAAAAUAAAUUUAAAAAAAGGGAACAGGCGGCGCCAAAUAUGAAUGUUGACUUAAUAAGUGUAUAAACACAGUAUAUCAAUGUAAAAUAGCUUAAAUAAGAAAAUGGUAUCAAAGUCCCAAAGAGAUAGUUCUUAUGGUACUAAUAUAAAACCUGUUGGAAAUAGUAUUCUUGGAGGUCAAUCUGUUGUCCUCAUUGCUGGAUAAAUAAUCAGGUAUUUUAGUAGAGAUGAGGCAUUUUCUUAAUGUUGUCCCAUAUAAAAUAGAAACCCAAAAAGACCCCAAUAGUGUAACCCAAUACAUACAGUGUCCUGGAUAAUGUAAUGCGGAGAGAGCCUCCAAUCAGCUCUUAGAUAAGGCUUUAUCUGGAACAAUCCCCGUCUCGGAUAAAACUGGAGACGUCCCUUUGGAUAUUCACGAUACAGUUCCCUUUUUUUUUUCUAGUACCACUAUUCAAAGCAGAGAACACUAUAUUUUAUUUCAUUUAUUUACGGCACAGUACUGCACAGACCAGUCUCUGUCCUUCUUGGAGAUACAAGCCUUAGUGAGUUUUGAGGAUAAUGUAGCCUGUCUCACUAACGUUUUUUUCUUAUAGUAAUAGAAUAAACCAAAUGUUCUAUAACGUUCAACUUUUCUUGUCAUCCAUUCAUCCAUUGUGUCAUUAUGUAUUCUCAGGCAGGGAUAACAGGAAAUGAUUACCUAAAGUUUACAUUGGACUAUGCAAAGCAUUAUAAUGAUUGAACCAUUGGGGGUUCUGUAUAAGGAACAAUUCUGGAGAAAAAUUCUAAAAGUAUCUAAGAGUCAGAAGUAAAAACAUUCCUUUUGGUUUCCAUAGUGAUUGCUCCAUUUUAAGAACUCUGUCCCAGAAAUUGCUCUUCAUUCAUAACUUCUAUUGUUUUGCAAGAAUUGUAAGAAAAUUUACAAAUAGAGUAAAAAUGUAGACCUUCUCCCUCCUUGGGCUGUUGUCCAGUGUAAUGAAAAAUCCUUUAAGGGACACUGUAAGCACCCAGACCACUUCAUCUUACUGAUGUGGUCUGGGUGCUGUGUGCCUUUUGCACCUGGUGCUGCAAUGUAAAACAUUGCACUUCCAGAUAAUUAUUACAUUGUAGCUCUAAGUCUGCCCUCAGUGGCUGUCUACCACUAGGGGCACUUCAGGAAUCCAAACUGAAUUUUGGUCCGUUAUCUGUAACUGGACGUCCUCACGCUCUGCAUGAGGACCUCCAGCGUCAGAUUUUCCCCAUAGGAAAGCAUUGAACAAUGCGCAUUAGGUCUCCCCUACCGGAUGACAUUGGCAGGGGAGGAGCAUGGGCGGAGUCUGACCCAGCACCGAGGCACUCCUUCAACCCUGCGGUAGGGGGUGCGCAUGGAGGGGGGUAUUAACCCUAUAGUGCCAGGAAAAUGGCUUUGUUUUCCUGGCACUAUAGGAUCCAUUUAAUUUACAUGUGUAGGUACAUAAGGAAACUACAAAGAGGCUGAGACAAUUAUUUUCUGCUAGUGCAAUUUAUACAAAUACACAUGAUUUGGAUUGCAUAACAAUAGUUAAAAAAAACGUUAGUCUAAUUGAAGGUUAGCACUUUAUGGAUGAAUUAUCUCAUAUACAGAAUAGCCAUCGUAUUAAUCCUAAAAUAGAUAUAAAUAGCAAAAAGAAAGAGAUCCAAUUGCUGUUACCAGGAGAUAGUUAUAGCCACUUCACGUACUGCAGGGAAUAUGUCAACAUAUAUCUAUAUUGAAAUAUAAAUUGAUAAUAAAAUAUGGAUUAAAAUUACAAAAAAAAAAAAGGGUAAAUUCGCUAAACAGCGUUAUAUGGUAUUCGAAUUAAACGCAAUGGUAUUGACAUAAAACCAUAUCAACCAUUUGGGUUAUGAAAAUAGUCUCUGUAAAUGGAAAAUGAUAAAAGGAAAAAAGAAUGAGAAAAGUCCUUAAUAUAUAUAAAACAUAAAAUGGUUAGCUAAAUGUUUCAAAUAAGUCUCUUGAGUCCAUUGGGCUGUAUGCUCCUAUUUAGAUAAGGCUAAAAUACCCUUCUAUUUUGGAAGCAGGGAAAUCUAACCAGUAGGAGCAAAUGUGUUAAUCUAGUGCCACAUUGAGAUAAACAGCAACAGUGUGAUACACAUAAAAUGACUCCGUCCGAUAUUACUAGUGAAAUGUAUCGAAGUGUAAUAAACUUCUCUACAUACAGAUCAGAUAUUUCAGUCAGUGUAAAAAACUUUCCAACUCCAGCAGUUAGUUUCUAUAAUAAGAAAGGUAGCAACGUGUCUUCCAUAAAAAACACGAUUUAUUGUAAAACAAAAUUAGCAUAAAAUGUAUUAGCAUAAAAAAUACAUUCACUGAUGGCUACAAAAGAAUGGGAACCUUUGUUACUUUGGUGUUACUCCGGAUAAGGUUCCCAUUCUUUUGUAGCCAUCAGUGAAUUUAUUUUUUAUGCUAAUACAUUUUAUGCUAAUUUUGUUUUACAAUAAAUCGUGUUUUUUAUGGAAGACACGUUGCUACCUUUCUUAUUAUAGAAACUAACUGCUGGAGUUGGAAAGUUUUUUACACUGACUGAAAUAUCUGAUCUGUAUGUAGAGAAGUUUAUUACACUUCGAUACAUUUCACUAGUAUAUGGACGGAGUCAUUUUAUGUGUAUCACACUGUUGCUGAUUAUCUCAAUGUGGCACUAGAUUAACACAUUUGCUCCUACUGGUUAGAUUUCCCUGCUUCCAAAAUAGAAGGGUAUUUUAGCCUUAUCUAAAUAGGAGCAUACAGCCCAAUGGACUCAAGAGACUUAUUUGAAACAUUUAGCUAACCAUUUUAUGUUUUAUAUAUAUUAAGGACUUUUCUCAUUCUUUUUUCCUUUUAUCAUUUUCCAUUUACAGAGACUAUUUUCAUAACCCAAAUGGUUGAUAUGGUUUUAUCUCAAUACCAUUGCGUUUAAUUCGAAUACCAUAUAACGCUGUUUAGCGAAUUUACCCCUUUUUUUUUUUUAUCCAUAUUUUAUUAUCAAUUUAUAUUUCAAUAUAGAUAUAUGUUGACAUAUUCCCUGCAGUACGUGAAGUGGCUAUAACUAUCUCCUGGUAACAGCAAUUGGAUCUCUUUCUUUUUGCUAUUUAUAUCUAUUUUAGUAUUUCUCUUAACCUUAGGUGUGGGUUAUAUUUUCUGGGAUUUGAGAAGUUGUAUGCCUCUUUUGUGAGAACACUAUAUAACCUUCCUAUUUAUCAGAUAGGAUUGAUAUUCUUUUCUGGUGAUUUUUUACUAUCGUAUUAAUCCUGCUUACUGGAGCCAUUCAUUGUACUUACAGAUACUGCAGGUCUCCCCUAUCUCUGGAGUUCUGCGACCAGGGGAGAGUACAAACAUCAUUGUCACACUCCAGACUGAUCAGCUAGCUGCUCUCUACACACUGGACCUGGUGUGUGAGGUAUGGAUCGUCUUCUUUAGGAAUUGCUGUGAUCUCAGGACAUACUUGGUAUGAAUGACUCAUUACUGUUUGAAAUCAUUUUAUUAUUGUGUUUUCUUUUUGCAGAUUUUCUCAGAGAAGGGUCUAGCGAAAUACAACAAGGAGCUUCAAGAAUGGAAAGAAGAAGAGGAACGACAAUGCUUGGAGUUCACCAUUACAGAGCAGGAUCAAAACGAACAAAUUAUGGGGGUAAAUAUAUGGAUAUUUUUAAUAAAAUCUUUUUUUCAGGCAAUUUGGCAAAUAAAUCAGAACUGAAUCCUGGCUCCUCUGCUGUUACAGAAAUAGUUUCACUAUCUCAUGAUCUGUAAAUCUUUGCAUGGCAGUCAUUAGACUAGUAAUCCAUAUUGAUUAUAAUCUGCAGGGUGUCCCUUUAUUGUUAGGUUUAUAAUCUCCUAGUGAUUUUAUUUAUAUAUAUAUAUAUUAAUUAUAUAUUUGUGGCGUUGUUCCAACAUUCCUUCUUUCCUAGCCUGAUAACAUUUCCUGUGGAUCUGGAACAUCCAAAGUCAGUCGGUCGCUAACAGAAAUACGGCGAUAUAAGGUGCGUUUAAGGUGCCAUACACCAUCACUGACUUAUACUGUGUAUAUAUAAAUGCACUGAUUGAGAGUCGUAAUGAGUCUAUCUAAUAAUAUGUCUUCCAAGUUCUUCAUUUACCUACAAUGUCGUUUUUACAUCUGUCAUCUGAACAAGGUCAGCUCAGGAAGAUAUAAAUAAGUAAUCUAUACCUUGUGCUAGAAAAAUCACCAACAAAUGUAUAGCUGUUGAGGUAUUCUUACCUAAAGAUUACCUCCUCUAAGAUACAUUGUGCCUUAAAUAAUGGAAUCCCAUGAUGCAUAGCUUUUGGCUUACCACUAAGCAUUAUUGAAUCCUGCUUUAAUCAUUUGGGAAUAAACCAGAUAUGCACAUAUUGUAGUUCUUAUCUCUGCUUGUAUGUGUGUGUGGGGCAGUGUGUGAAUGGGGGCACUGUAUGUGUGUGUGGGGCAGUGUUUGUAUGUAUGGGGGGGCACUGUAUGUAUGUUUGUGGCAGUGUGUGUAUGGGGGGGGGCACUGUGGUGUGUGUGUGUGUGUGGGGGGCAGUGUGUGUAUGGGGGCACUGUAUGUGUGUGUCGGGCACUGUAUGUAUGUGUGGGGCAGUGUGUGUAUGGGGGGCUCGUGCGUGUGUGGGGUAAUGUGUUUAUGGAGGGGCAGCAGUGUGUGUGGGGGACUGCAUGUGUCUCUGGGGCAAUGUGUGUAUGGGGGGCCAUGUGUGUGAGGCAGUGUUUGUUUGUGGGGCAGUGUGUGUGUAGGGCAGUGUGUGUAUGGGGGGCAGUGUGUGUAUGGGGGGGAAGGAGGGUAGGGAGGCUUUUUAAUAAUGUUUUCUUUUUUUAUUUACUAAAAUAAAUUCAUUUAUGUCCCUCCUCCCUUCUUACCUUUACUGAGCGAGGAGCGGGUGGGGGGGGGGCAUUUCUUGAUCCCUGGUGGUCCGUGGGGAAUCCCUGGUGGUUCCAGUGGUUAGAGUGAACUCUAGCCUAUAGCUCCAGGGCUAGAGUUCACUCUCGCGAGAUCCGGAGCGUUGCCGUGGUAACUGCGGCAACGCUCCGUGCUCGCGAGAGUAGGACCCCGAGGAGCUGCAGGUUGAACUCCCGGGUCCUCUCUUCGUCCCCUACCGUCUGCCAGCAAUGUGCCUGUGGACCGGGGAGGGAGCUCUGAUCUCCCUCCCCGGUCCGUAAGUCACAUUGCAGGGCUGGCACUUGGACAAUGACAGCCCUGCAUUAGCCGGCAGGGGAGAAUCUUGGGGGGGGGGGGCAAUUGCCCCGUUGCCCCCCCACCCCCACCCCCUCCGGAUCCGCCACUGAGUGCAAUGAAUGCAAUGAACCCAGACCUUCUGUGGCUGUCCAAUCACAGACUUCCCAAUGCAGCUCAAUGAGAAGUCUUUGCAAGGCAGGCCCUUUGGGUAAUUGCUGCCUCUUGAGUUUAGCUCCACCGAACUAAACAACCAGGAAGUAACAGGACAUAAUAAUUUCUAUUAAAUCUGCGUUUUUUGUAAAAUGAAAAAAAGAGGACACACUCUUCACACAAAAAGCAAAAAGGAGUCUGGGGUGUCCUUUUAACAUGGUUUAACAAGAUUAACAUACUAACUGUAAUACAUGCCUGAACUGCUUCCAGAGGCUCUUCAAAUUUACGUUUUCCUGUGAUUGCCUGUAAUGUGGCACCUGGAGUGAAACCAUCUAAAUGAAAAUAUUCUGUGCAUUUUUACUCAUUGCUCUGAGAGCCAUUGCAUUAAACCAGCAUUAAAAGGAAUUAUCAGAAAAGUAAAAAGUGACAGAAAUUUUAAAAAGAAAGCAUUCUUGACCACCAUAAGAUGUUUAAAUUAAGGUGACAGCGUCAUAUCAAAUUUUCUUUACAUUAAAAAAUUCUAAAUAAUAUUGCUAACAGAUUAAUAUUAUUUUAUCUUACAUUAGGUGAAUUUAUCUGUAAUUACCACUUGAGGUCUUACUGUUCUUAAAACUACAUCACAGUUUUUACUUAGCAAUACAAUUUCCUAAAUUGGAGCGCUGUAUUCUUUUUUCAGACCCUUCCACCAAUCAAGAAUGCAGAGGUUUCGCGCCCACCUGCGUGCAGAGACAGGGAAAGUCGCAGGGCACUGAAAGAAGCACAAAGGGUCUGGCCCAAACCCGAACCUCCUAUUCCAUACCAACUGCAUUUGUCUGUGAUCGGAAGGUCACACCAGACAUCAGACUUUUUGAACCAUUUCCAAAAUGACUUUCACCGUCACUUCCUAUACCGGUGAGAAAGCCAAGUGGUUAAUUCCAGUGAGACAUUGAGCCGGUUUGUGAUUGCCUAGCACAUCUCUACCCAUGCUAUGCAUGGAUCAGUUGGCACUUUUUAAAAAGAAAGCUAAAGUGUAUGUAGUUGAUUGUAAUGGUCCAGUAGGCUGAUCGCCUAAGCAUGUUUAACGAAGAACAUCAAAGGGACUUUGUGACAUUAAAUGCAAUGUUGAUUAAUACAGUGUACAUGUGCUCAGGUAAGGAGCUGCUUUUAAUACAGGGUUAAUAGAGCUGAGCUAUAUCACUGGUCGAGGUUCUCAAUCAUUCAUCACGACACCUGGUAUGCCGACAUAUGGUAAUCUACUGAUAAUUUAAAAUAGCUUUCAUGACUGUCAGACUGAUGAACUAAACACUUCUAAUCUACCCUGACAGUACAUAUUCAAAGAAGUGACGUAUUGCUAUUCAUUGCCUGCUUUGUGAAUAUGUAUUAAUAAUAAAGGAAUAGUCUGGGAGUGCUGCACUUCCUUUAUUAUUUGUGCAUGGUGCUGGUUUUUAAAGGGAACCUGAGUCAUUCUUUCCUCGGGAUAUGUUUUAUUGCAGAAUGCUAUUUUGUAGUUUUUGUUUUUCACUUUAAUUCCAGAAAUGUAUUAUCCUUGAGCGGAUAAACUAACAGGACUGCCAACAAAGGUGUAAUUUAUCUGAAAAUUUAAUUCAAAAUGAGUUUAAACGUUUUCGCCCAUAAUAGCUGACAGAAGCAUCUCUGACCUGCAGAGUUUCUUUAGUUUGGCUACUUUGGCAUAACAUUGAAUUCACUUUAAAUCCCUGACAGUUGACACUUUAGAGAAUAAACUGAUAGAAUAUAAAGACAUUUAUAAUAUAAAGACUAGAAGAGAAUUAUCUAUCUUCCAUAUAGAUCACCCAAGGAAAAAGAGAAGCAGGUGCUUGUGGAUUUACAGCCAGAAACUGGGGAACCCGACACGAGCCAAAGGAAACCAGCCGCAGUGCACCAGGAAUUGGCUGUAGACAUUAUGACCUCCGUAAUCCGGUAACUGAAUAAGCCUUUAAGGAAACUAUUACUGAAAAUGAAAUAUUGCAGCAGGAGUGCCAGUAAUCUGAUACUCUGGUUGUAGAGGGGAAUUCAAAGUGGAAGGAUUAUAACUUAGUAUUAUUAUUAUGGACUUAUAUUUGGAAUCCACUUUUCAUUCACUAAACCCCUGACAAUUCUCAUUUUAGUGAAUAACCCUGUAAGUGUUCUUUAUUAUUGGCCUGUUAUAGCUUUGCUAGGUGCACACUCAUGCACUGCGUACUGUUAUGAUUUUUAUUGUAUAAUGAUUAAUAAGUGGCAGCUGCCCAAAAGUAGUAGAAUAGUGAUGCACUCUGGCGAGAGCACCAAUCUGUGCCAAGGGGGGUGGGAGUUUGGUGGAAGGGGUACAUGGAAUCUAGUUUAGGGAGUUAAAUGAUCCAUUGAUUAAACUUGGUUAGACUGUAUGUGUGUGAGCUACACACACAGUCCAAAGGGGUUCUACGUGCAGGUGAGCUCACAGUGCUUCCUGCAAGUUUAGAAGACAAUUUCCCUUAAAGGACAUUCGUAUCCUGCACGCAUUGUUGUGAGACAUAGAAUUCUAUUUUCAUAAUUUCUUUCUUUUUUUUUUUUUAGUAAUCUUUUGGAUGACACAGCGUUUCAUGAAUCCCUUAAGCUGAUUCAGGAUGAUCCUACCCCCUACUAUAGUCAGGUGACCACUAAUGGGAAUCGUACUACAGAAUGCAGGACUGGAGAUAUAGACCUUAACACCUCUGAACAGAAGUCUAUUGCCUAUGUAUUGGCUGCAGAAGAAGAGGCUCAUGGGGAACAGACCGCAAACUUGCUAUUACCUACUGAAUCACCAGCCCAAGCCCAUGCUGAAUCCAAACAACUUGUACCUCAUUACGAAGUGAAAGAAAGUAUCAGAAGGUAAGCUGUAGGAAGGCAAUAUCCAGAUACACGCAUUUAUACCUUACUAAGGUGCAACUUGGGCACUUGAUUGAUCUCUUAUUAUUUCCCAUCUCAGUUACUGUAACCCUCUCCUUAUCAACGUUCCUCAGGCCUGUAUUACCCUAUCACAAUCCAUACUAAAUUCUGCUGCCAAGUUUUUCUUUCUUACCCAUCGCUCUUCACUAACCCUCCCCUUGUGCCUAUCCUUACAUUGCUUUGUAGAAACCUCAAGGAUCAAUUCCUGCAAAGUUCUCAACAACAAUGCAUCCCUUUCUAUUUUUUUUGUAAAUCUCUUUUAUUGAGUUUUUGUGUUUCGUAUAUUCAUUUAAAACAGAUGUAGAAUUGAAACAAUAUGGACGCGCAGGUCCCAGGUAUUAUAACGUUAUGCAUUUGUGAACAAAGGAAAUUUACAUAGGAAGGUUCUAACGGACAUAGUAGUAUUAUACGGCUGAAGCUGUCUGCUCUAGAGACCGCAAAGACACAUACAAUUUUGGUCAGAGCACUAUGGGGUAUUAAGCUAUCUUCAUCACCCUACCAUCAGUACGUGGGACUAUCGACCACCCCUUUGGUUAUGUGUUCCUGAGCGUGUCCUACAGCUAAUGGGUCCUUUGGUAGCUUUCGUAGUUGUGCUCACUCAAGGCGUGUGCCAGGCUGGGCUAGGGUAGUUCAGGAGACUUUGUGUGACGUCCCCGGCUCCCUUUAUGUAUCAUUAUGGAUCCGUGGGCACUGCUGGUGAGUGUAUGGUCAUUCUGAAAGUGGGCCAUCUCCUCUAGCCUACCCUAAAAGGGGGAGGGGGAUGGUGGGUGCGCUUAUGUUUGUGGGUCGUUCCAAGAGACCCGAUAGGCAGGGAUGAGUGGUUACCGUUUUUGUUGUACGUAUUUGAUCUGAUGCGUUCCUAUUACAGGGCAGUUUCCUUUUGCUGGGGUGUUCAUGCCCCAUCCUAAUAAGUGCGUAUAUGUGUUAAAAAUUAUAAGUGAAAAUUAAAGAAAUGUUUAGUAGUAGGGUAAGAAGAAAAGAAUUGGAGGAAAAAAGAGUUGUCGCUCGCCUCGGAUGCAGUUCGAAUUGGGGGAGUGAGAGGAGGUAUAAAUGGCCAUGCCCCAGUGAGUCACCCUCCCUCCCAGGGUGUCCCCCCACAGGCUGCUUAUCUCUAGUUGCUCUGAGACACGAAUGUAUACCAUGGUCGCCACAUUUCUGCGUGUCUGUCUCUCCUCCCAAGAAGUGAAGCCUGGAUCGCCUCUGCCCCCUGAAUGUCCUCCACCCUGCGGAUCCAUUCUUCCAGUCGGGGCGUCUCCGUCCGUUUCCAGUAUAGCGGGAUCAAAGCUUUGGCUGCAUUAAGUAGAUGACGUAAAAUUGAUUUCUUGUAUGCGGCAAUCGACAUUGUUGAAAUAUGUAGAAGGGGCAGUGUUGCCACCCACUCGGGUGUUUCUCCCAAUAUCUCUGCUAUUUUCUCUCGGAUCAUCUCCCAGUAUGGGACUAUGAGGCGACAAUCCCACCAUAUGUGUAUUAUCGUGCCUCUUUCCUCGAGACAUCUCCAGCAUGUCGGUGGUAUUGUAGGGAAAAUUCUGUGGAGUAGUAUCGGUGUCUUGUACCAAAGUGCGAUUAAUUUGUAAUUCGUCUCUUGGUAGUGGGUGCUAAUGGAGCUUUUGUGUUGCCAGAAUAAUGCGCCCUCCCACUGUUGGGGGGUAAAGGUGGUAUCCAUCAGAGUCUCCCAUUGUCUACGGAAGGUGUUGUUUUCCGCUAGGUUACCCACCAGGAGAUGUUGGUAUAAGGUGGAUACGGUUUUGUCUAGCGAGGAGCCACGUUCACAUCUCGUUUCAAACCAGGUAAGGUCCCUGUGUAGUUUUUCUUUAUUGCUCAUGGUGUUUUAGUAGUGGCGGACCUGCAUAUACCGGAGCGUUACCAAGGGUGUAAGAGGUGUUUCUCCUAGCAGGGAGUUUAAAGUUCGCAUGUUGCCAUCUCGCAGAACCGUGGAGAUGGGUACGUAUUCGCGGCCCUCCGCGAAUGGCCAUGCCGUCGUCAGGAAGCCCCCUCCUAUUGUUGGGUUGUAAGUGAUGGGAAGCAGCGGACUUGGUACAGGGGAGAUAUGGGGUUGAUCUCUCAUGUGGGCCCAGCUGGUCAGCGUCUGAGCUAUAAUCCCUGUUGACUCUCCUCCAUCCCUUGUUAAUGCAUCCCUUUCUAGAUCUCAAAUGACUUUCUCUGGUCCUUUGCUCACACCUGCAUUUCCAAUCAUCACUUACAGAACUCCUUGCAGUAUACUGUCUGGGAUUAUUUUACGUCAUUACACCGUUACCAUCAGCCUGUACCAUUUCCCCCAGAUAGGACGAUUUCAUUGUCCUGAGGUCCUGCUCUCAGAACUGCUGCUUGCUGGACGUUUUCUGAUUUUGGCUUUUAGUUUGAACCUAUUAAAUUGGAUACUCACAGUGCGUGUCUAGAACCGUGAGUUUACCCACAAAAUUAGAAUUUGUCAGGAAAGGACUGGGGAUUGUACAUUUUACACCAAAAUAUCUCAAUGGAAAUUAAUUUCCAUUCGGUUAUUUUCCACAUUAGCUAUUUUUGCCUAAAAUUUGCAAUUUCCUAGUAGUUGAUUAUACAGCCCUCAUUGAGUUAAUAAACCUGCAUGUCCGUUUAACAAGACAAGCCGUGAUCGUUUUUCACUAGGUGGCAGUGUCACCCCACGCUGGUGCUACUAUUAUUAUUAUUAUUAUUAUUAUUCUCGUUUUUUAGUUUUCUAUUCAGAGGUUUAUUGACUCAGCUCUGAAUUCUGCUGAAUUCAAAUCAAAAUAGCAAAGCUGUUAGAUCAGCUGCAGAUCAGCUAUUGUUUAAAUUUUUAUAUUUGGAUUUCAGUUUGUUUCAGCUUGGAGUUUAGUAAAUAGGUAAUAAAUCUUUGUUUCUCCAGACCAUUGAUCUGUUUUAUAAAAUAGUGAUAAUUAUUUUUCACACAGUUUCAACCACAGUUUUCUCAUAUUCAUAGUUUUAGCACCUGAUCAGUCAGCUUUGGGUUUCCCUGAACCUUCACAUGACAGAGGGAAGCAGGAUGCAGGAUGCAUUCUGUUUGAAAUUUACUAAAUGUCAGAGUCUAUUGGCACAGAAACUAGUUACUGAGUGCCUCACAUCACGUAAUAAUUAGUGUGACCAGCCUUUAACUGGCAAGCUUUUACUGAAAACGUAUCAUUCAGUUCUUUUUCAUGACUUGAUGUCCCUGUUUUUUUUCCAGUUUAGUGCUUUGGGCAGUCUCAAGGAAAAUGCUCCAAGAAAGUGCAAGGAGCUCGUCAUUAAACACACUUGCUGCAUGAGGCCAAUGCAAAGCAUAUCUUCCCAUAUGUCAACACUUUGGCAGUGUUCCUCACAUGGGAAACUGUGGUUGGCUUGUAUCUAGAACUGCUUGAGAACCUGAAACACAUACAUAACCCCCUUUACCUAUAAAGAUCCCCCAAAUAUUGGCAGUCCCGAUUACCUUAAUGUAAUUUUCUAAGCAAUAACGUCUGAUCCUCUUGUAGUUGCAUUUGCCCUUUAUCGUCUAAUGAUUUUAUUGACCUUAAAUGAAAAUAUAUUAACAAUGGGUUUUAUUGUAUUCACCAGAAGCUCUAAUGGGAGUGAACUGAGCUUUUGAAGGAACAUUUUUAACUCUGGCAUAAUAGAUUCUGACCUGACAUGGGUUUUUUGGUUGUAUAAUUCAUUUCUCUAGUCCAAUAGCAUAAGAGCAUCCUUUAUUGUCCUAUAUGUAUUCACCAACUCCACAGGAUCAACGUUGGCUCACUUGUGACUUUACGUAAGAAACCUAUAACAUGAGCCUCAGACAAUCAUGGGUGUCUACCCUUAGGGCAAGCUAUUACAGGAACACUUCCUGACCUUGAAAACACAUUGACUUGCUGAAGUACUGUGUGAAGAGUGUGUCCUUUUUUUCAUUUUGCAAAAAGUGCAGAUUUCAAUAGAAAUUGUCACUUUUAUAAAUAAACUUUGUUACACCCCCCCUGGCUGUCAAUCAGACAACCGGUCCUGUCACUUCCUGGUUGUUUAGCUCAUUGAAGAUAAACUCAUGAGGCAGCAAUUGCUCUGAGCACCUGCCUUGCAAAGAAUUCUCAUUGAGCUGCAUUGGGAAGUCUGUGAUUGGACAGAAAAUCUGGACGAGGUUAGAAGGGUUUGUAAAGAGCCUGUAAGCUGUUUUUAUACCCCCAAUUAAAUAAAAUGCAGGUUUUUAUUGGAGGUAUAUCUGCUAUACAGUGAUCUUGAUUUAGUUUUUAUUUGGCAGUAAAGUGUCCAUUUAAGCUACUGAUAGUUAUAAAUAUCUCUUACACACUUUGUUUUGGACAAUUUGCAUAUUCUUAUAGUAACCUGCUGUUUAACAGUUAAUGCACACUCCACCCCUUGCUCACUGCACUGUACUGAUGAGAUCUGCUAUUUUGAUUUAUCUUUCUCUGGUCUCUGGAUUUCAUGAAAUGGGCAUAUAAAGGGGAACGUUCUCCCCAUUAACCCUUGGUGAUGGCUACAGUAGGUCCUAAUUGAUCUUUUACUGGAGUGAGACGUGCAGCGGAGGGAAGUAUGAAACACACCUACUUCUGUAGAAUGUUUAAAUGAUUAGCACCUUCCAUUUUCCAUUUUCCUUGAAUGCUGGGUAUCAUUUUUCAUGAUGUCACAUGUGCUCACACAUCACAUGCACAGAAUCAAGGGAAGAUGCCAGGCUUGGCUCACAUUCAAAUAACGUUUAAAUAACUAUUUGUUUAAUAAAGUGGGAUAUUCUGAUUGGCUGUUAUAACGUGCCAUUCCCUUCACCUUUACCUAACAGUUUAUGUUUUACAUGAUUAUUUCCUACAGUGAGAAUUCAAAGUGAAUUUGAAAUUUAAGGCCAGAGUAUCCGAACUGAAAGCAUUACUGACUUGGAGAAUUUUUUCAGUUUGACUAUUUUGACUUUAAAUUUGAAAUUGACCCUGAGUUAAUGUUUUAGUGCCCCUCCAAGCCAUGUUUCACUGGAGCAGGUGUAUGUUAUAUGUCCCCACAUAUCAGCAAAUGUUUCACCAUCAGACUUUGUCCUCAGGUCCCCAGCGUUCAGUUUCCUGGCGCAGUCUGUACUGGAGAACACUUUACAGAAUAUACUAAUUGAAGCCAACCGAGGAGAAGUGGCGCUUACAGCUCGUCCUCGCGUCAUUGCCCUGCCACCUGUCACACCCAGGUAACUCUCAAACACGUAUAUUCCAUAUUUCUUUACGGGUCUUUGGAUUCUUUCAUGACUAAUUGAGCGUAUGGCAUAAAUAGCCUUUUUCCUAUCAUAUUCUCCAUUAAUGUCUCUAUAAAUGUUGUUGCUGGGUGAUAGUAGGGGAUGAGAAACACCUUAAAGAUAUAAUCUAUACGCUGAAGAUCAGGGGUAAUCAGCAUGAAACGUAUUAGCCAUGGCUGAACUACUGCUCCCAGAACAUACAGAACACUUGCUCAACCAAAGCAAUGUUUAAACGAGAUGGUUUGACUUUGCACAACCCUCUGGCACUCAGUUGAAUUCAUUGACAGGUCUAUUGUAUUCUCAAUAUUCUAAAAAAAGAUAUUCUCAAUACCUGUCUGAAAAUUAAAGCAAAUAAAAAACAAAACAAAAAAACAAACGAAUAAAGUGUAUGAAAAUAGAUUUAAAAAAAUAACUGACCAAUUUUUAAAGGCUGUAAAACAUUAUAACAGGACCUUAACAAGCACAUGGUAGCUGUCCAUUGUAAAGGAACACUAUAGGGACAAAGACACAAACUUGCAUUCUUGACCCCAUAGUGUUAAACUAACUAUUUAGCCCCCCGCCUCCCCCUCUUGUCGCCUUAAAGCUAGUAAAACUUACCUUGUUUCUAGAACUGCGCGGGUCCACCUGCGCUGGCUCUGUCCCGAUCCCCUUCCUUGGCUGACAUCAUCAGUAUCGAUGAUCUCCGCCUAUCACAAUGCUUUUCUAUAGGAAGAGACUGCAGGAGCAUGAUCUAUACACCAAAACUGCUUCAUUAAGCUACAGUUGUUUUGUUGCGUAUUGUGUCCGUUUAAAGCAGCAGUAAAACCCAAAUCCCUUACAGUAUGAAUAAUAGUUUAAAAAAAAAUUAAUAUACCGAACCUGGCUCUACUCCAGAUCUCUUUAUCCAGGUCUAUUACACAAACUUACAUGACACUGACUACAUAAUUCAUGCCCCAUAAUCACAAUUACACAAUCAUUGAAAAUCAGUGUGUAUAUGAAGAAUUUAUAAAAAGUGUGCAUGUGAGCUUUAAAAUACCAGUGUGUAUGUGUAUGUGAACAUUGAAUCCCUGUGUGUAUGUGUAUGCGAGCCUUGGAUCCCAUUGUGUAUGUGUAUGCGAGAAGUGUGUGUUGUGAGCUUUUAAACCCAGAUGUGAGAUUUCAUGCUAAUUUACCAAGUACUUUAGAGCAGGUUCAUUCCAUGAAAUGUAACAUCAGUUUUCACAUAGUUUUAUUAAGGAAUUAUUGGCCAUUUAACUUAAGUUACAAUCUAGGCAUUCACUUUAACCAAACUCUCCGGUUCCAGCUGUGACAUUUCCUGCAGGAGAUGGACAGACAGAUGUGCUGAUAACAAAUAAAGAAUAAAUAAUACCAAUGUCUCUUUCUUUGACAGGGGGAUGAGUCCAAAUUCCAGAACUUGGUCAAUUGCCCUGGGCCAGCACAAAAGACCUAUCUCGUGUGUAACUGAGAGAAAUGAUCUUCAUGGUGGUGGUGGACGUGCCACCCCAUAGAAGGCCAACAGACAGUGUUUGUUCCUUUCACGCUGUGCGCACAUUGUGCUAACGUGUGACUUGGAUCUCUAACUAACCCAUGGUGUGAUGUUUAGUAGCUGAAUGGAAACAUAACGUUAAGAUGGAAAGUAACUAUGAUAAAUUUCCUUUUUUCAAGGCAUUUCAUUGAAAAGUCUCAUUUGUUUCCAGUUUGUGUUCCACAAGGAGGGAGAUUUAUGAAAGUGUCACAAUCUAAAAAGUGGUAAAAGUUCUAAAUGUGAAGUAAUCACCAUGGAAACCAGUGGUGAUUGCUUCACUUUAACAACUUUGCACCAAUUUUCAGAUAACUUCAGUUUGAUAAAUAUUCCUCAGAUUUUUGUAUUAUCCCCUGUUACUAAUCAAUGCCUUUACCAGCUAUCAUGUAGACUGUCAGGAGUCCUCAAACUGUGGCCCUCCAGAUGUUGCUGAACUACAACUCCCAUGAUUUACAUAGAUAGCCAGAGAAUAAUGGGAGUUGUAGUUCAGCAACAUCUGUGGGGGGGGGCGGAGUUUGAGGACCCCAGAUGUAGACUUUCUGGGACGGCCAUCAGGUGAUCCCCGGGUGUUGUAGAACUACAAUCUUACAAUUCUUUGUGAGCCUGGGAAAUACAUUUAGAACAUCCUUACUAUAAAUGUAAUAUAGUGUUUCACACUUUGCAAGAGUCCAGCAUUAAAUGUUGGGUAAAACAAAUGAAUUUGAACAUAGGGAAACCUGCUAAUUUGUUUCCUUCACUCUACAAACAAUAGGAGAUGGGGGCUGUCAUUACUGUAUCAGUCAGUGUAUAUGUCAGUGACCAUAUCUGGAGCUGUGUUAGGAUUGGCUGAAAGCAUCAAAGCAGCCAAUUAGAAUACAUCUUUGGGUUUAAAUGUGUCAGGAUUGUCCCUUUUCUGUGUCUUUUUGCAGUUCCCAAUACCGGCUUGAUAUGACACUGCAAACACAGACUGUAGCAGUUAUGGUGCAAGGAGGCUACGGUUACAGUGCCUCAAGUUUAAAACACCUUGCAUCCAAAGCCCAUGCCCUCUGUUUUGAGUUGUGAUGGGUAAGAAAGAUCCGGACAUGUUGACACGGCUGAAUUAGCGCAUGCUUGACAUUAAAUGCCCAUUUAAAUGCAGGAAAAAAAAGGCAAAAUAAGCAAGUAACUAACAUUCAUAUAUGUUUCUGAUAUUCUUUCUCACUAUGCUUUUAUUUAUUAGAUACAUUUAUAUUAAGGCAUUACUGACAGCUAAAAAAAAACAACCAAUAAAUUAUUAUCUGACCCAUGACUCCCUCUUCUGAUUCAGACUGGCCAGUUUGACUUUCUCCUAUCUACCAGAUUAUGUCUCAUGUUUAAAGCACACAUGUGCCCAUAUUGUGGUAAUAUCCCCUCAUUACAACACAUAUCAAUGUCUAACUCCCUUCUGUGUCUCCUCUCCAUUGUAUUCCAAGCUGUGACUGUGAAGGGUGAGAUGUGUUUAUGAGGUUUUGAUAUAAACAAAAUUUGUGUUUUAUGCAAAACUGUGGCUAAGCCUUACAGACUCGUGUCUCUGUGUUUAUGAGGUUAUCAGAGAGCAAGGUGUGUCACAGCUGCAGAGCUUGUGAUCUAAGCUGACCAUUUUAACCACGCGUAGCCUACUGAACACCCAUAGGGAAUUAUUCACUAAACACCGAACUACCACAAACAAACCUAAAAUACAACAUUCAGGAAAGAAAAUGAUUGAUUUACAAAAUCAGCCUAAAAUAGCCAAGUUGGAAAACUACAUAAUUAUGAUGACUUUAUGUCACUUGUUUAGUGAACAGACCCCUACUUUUACCUGCAUCCAGGUCACGGAUUAAGAGACAACGUUUUGACCACCUUCCUGGUCUUCCUUGUCUAAAACAUCUAAGGCUCAGACACUCUUUCUACUCUGGCCUUUAUUAGUUUUCUCCCCUGCCCAUCCCCCUAUGAUCUACAGCCCAUGGUGUACCUUGCCGAGCAGGCUGCACACACUCUAUCUAACCGUCCAACCGGAUCUAGAUUUGGACAGGAGCCCAGUCAUUAUUGCAGCUAGAUUUGUUCCAGACAUUUCAGAUCAUUGUUCUGCCAGAGCAGGGGAGUGCUGUUUAAAUGUUAAAUAAAAC